AUGCACGACAAAUUUAAUACGAGCAUCUCGGCGGCAAUAUCGACACACCGCAAGCGCGCACCCAGUCGCGGUGUCCGUAACACGCGAACGCGGGUCAUAAUCAAUUGCAUAAACGAGACGCGGAUUGUGUACAUUCUGUACACCGUUAUAUUCUCGUGGCGGCGUCUUCAUCGGCGGAAGAUUGUGAGUAGGCGGAUAUAAGAGCCGCUUGUUCAGUGCCUAGGUCGGUUUUUAGAUUCGGAAGAGAGCGACCGAUCUGUUGGUAUUACUGUGUGUUUUUUUUUUCCGCUUGUGUGCAACUUUUCCACCGGAAAUCUUGAUCCUGUACAUCAAGUGUAGCGCCUUUUCUGAAUGGAAAUUUUAUCGUUUUGGUGCACGGCAGAGAAGGUCAUUUUUUGAUUUUCCGAGGCGUUUUAAAAACAAUUGCGAAAAACCGGAAACUAUUGCUAAUGUUCACGGUACGCCGACGCGGCGCGGCGUUACCAAAUCCAUUGUUUUUAAUUUUUGGAAACUACGUUUUCUAUCAGAAAUAUUACUCGACUAGAAAAACGUCAACAAGAGACCCUUUUUAUGUUUCAUUUUUGAUCUAGUUGGUAAGCAAAAAAGUCGUUUUGUAUUUUCUUAGUAAUUUUUUUCAUAAUUGAACAAAACCGAAAAAAUAAGGGCAGUAAGAACGGACAAAUUUACGAAAAUAAUGGUUUCUUCACAGUGUAAAGGUUUCUUGUAAUUUUUCGAUUGAAGCAAGUUUUUUGUACGAACAUUUAUUUACAUACAGAAAAAAAAAAUUUUAAGAAAACAAACACACCAAUAAAUCCGUUACUCUGUUCCAAAUCUAAAAGAGUACAAGAAUAUUACUAUUUUAAAAACUCGAUUGGAAUUGAUAUUUUUCAUCGAUCGAUUUUUCACAACCGAUGAACCUUUAUAUAGACACAAAAUUAAAUUAUUUAACUCGUAAAAUCGUUGACAUUUCAGAAUCGGUUAUUUUAUAUGAAUAAAUGCGUAAUGUUUUUAAAAAAAAAAAAAAAAAAACUGUUUUCAAUAAAGUAUACAUGCAUCGCAUUUUUCUCAUCGAAUUCAUCCAUAGCGUAUAAAAUACCACGAUGACAGCGCACAAAUAUACAAAAUAUUUUGUUGUCAAGAUUUUUUUCCUGCACUUCAGCAUCACCCUGCAGUAACGUUUAAGUCGUUUAAGAAUAAAUCGUUCAAGAAAUGUUAGGAAGAAAAAAAAUAUUGAAUUCUAAAAUACAAUUUACAUUAUAAAACUCAACAUAAUAUUAAACAUAUGCGUAGUAAAUAAUUACAAAAUUUUAGGAUUAUAUUAAAUGCAAAGUUUACAGUGAGUACAGGCCAGUAAAUGGUUUACGAUUCUGAGCUCAGCGAAGAAUAUAUUAGUUAUACAGCUUUUACAAUAUAAUGUUUUUUUUUUUUUAAAUAAUUUAAUAUCAUAAUAAUAUUGUUAAUAAAAUCUUAAUAGAAUCAUUUUAGUAUAAAUCUAUUUUCAAUGAUGAUUUAUUUUUAUAUUCUGAGCGCAGCGAAUAUGAUUUAACCAAUUUCUUUUUUUUUGUCUGUAAUCAAAUUUCUAUCAGAAAUCAGAAAGAAUUUUAAAUUUUCUGAAGAAUUUUAGAAUACUAUAAAAUUAUACUAUCAAACUUAAAUGUUUUUAACGUUAUUGCACUUUUUUUUUCUCCGCAAGUUUUUAUUACCAAAAAAACCAUUCUUCAAUUCUAUUAACAAUUAAAUUCUAAAUUUAUCGAAAAAAAAACUAAGUCGUGUCUACGAACCCACGACGAGAACUUUUUAACACAAUAACGCGAUUUCCAUUUACAUCCGAAAUCCUUUCGUAUGAAAUAUUUGGUGCUGUAUGCAAGACACGCAGUGUGAAGAUUGCUGGAUAUUACUGACAUUUGUUUUUCGUAAUUGAGUAGGUUUGACGUUCAACAGCACUUUGACACGGUCCCCUUCAGGGAAUACGAAUACCCUAAAUGUUACGCAACUUUUUUCUGGUUGUAAAUAUUUAUUUAUUUUUUUUGUAUCUUGUAUUUUGUAGUUUUCCGAAUUUCUACAUGGGUUUUUUUAAACUUUCACCACGCGGUCAAUGCACUUUUACUAUGGUGAAAUUAUACAAAUAUAAUUUUUAUUGAGAAACGUGGAAUUUUACUAAGAUCCACGUAUUAUUUUUAAGGUACUUCACUACUUUUUGUGCACAUAACAAUGUCAUCGACUGAUAAUUUUGAUGUGUUUGCGUAAAAAUAUACAUAUAAUAAUACCUAUGUCACAUAAAAUAUAUUGUACGAUUGUCGAGCAAACAUUUCAGAUAGAUCGUCAAUAACGAUAACAUUAUUAAAUAACUUAAAAAUUAAAGAUUAUUGUGUUUUAAUACGAUAAUAUAGGUACACUCUUCGCACGAAAGCACGUAAUUGUUAAUUUAUUGGUACGUGACGGUAAAACAUAAAAAUUUAUCGAGAUCAAACCAUCGAACAAUUUAAACAAAAUGGUACGUGUUUUCGGUAAAAAUCAAAUUCGCGUAAUAUUGUUAAACCAACAUACGUAAAAAGAAAAACGGGAACGAUGGGAAAACCGCAUUAAACGUAAUUUAUUGUAAUCCGUGCGAAGAAAAAAAAAAGAAAAAACCGAAAUAGGUACAGAAUAAGCUCGGAAAAAUUCUACCCUCGUUCCAUAAAACCGUUGUAGUUGAUAUUGAUUAAACAUUUAAAUAUAAAUGUACGGUUCAUAGGUGAUUUUUUUUUUUUUUAUAGCCCGUGUUAUUAACAUAAGUUAUAUGUUAGCCUACACAUAUUAUGCUCAAGACAAUAAUACGAAUCUUGCAGUUCCAGUGAUAAUAAACAACAAUAAUUUCCUUUUAGCUUUUUUUAAAAAAAAAUAUAGUAUUAUUCAAUUGUAUAAGUUAUAUUAAAACUAUACGCCGUAAAUUAUUACAAAACACCUGAUGGAUACUUGAAAACAUUUUCUACCAACAACAAUAUUAUACAUAUUAUGAGUUUAGACUUUUAAAAUAGUUGUUUUUUUUUUUAAAAAAAAAACGGAAAAAGUCAGAAAACUGUUUCGGGUAGUUUUUUUUUUUUUUGUCAGUAAUUACAAAAGUCGUAAAUCGUUUGGCUUUUCAAAUUUGUUUUUAAAUAAAUGAUUGUAUGGAUUUAAACUACAUUAGACAUUUGUCCCUAUACUCUAGAAUUUUGAUUAGCGUAAACGAAUUAUUGAAAAUGAGUAUAUUUUUGUACCUUUUCUAUACAAAUUAGUAAAUAGUAAAUUAUAGUAAAUCAGUAAAUUCAUCUCUUUCAACUAGACCAAUUUGGUAAGGAAGUCUAACCCAACAUUAUAGUUCCAUAUUUUAAUAUAUAGCGGAUCAAGACAAGAAUAGUACUCUAAGACAGUGGAUAUUGUAGAAAAAUGAUGUCAAUCUGAACGAGGAACCAAAUGAUCUAAUACAUUUUAGGGUAAUCUGUUCGAUGUGAGUAGAGAAAAAAAGGUUAGAUUGGAAUGUAUGACUAGGGUGCGUAUACUUUUAAACUCUGGUAUUAAUUUAUUCCCAAUAGAGUAAUCGAUUGAAAUUUGUCUAUCAGAGAGUGACGAAAAAAAAAAAAUAAAAAUGAGGUACCUUAUCUAAAUACAGUAAUUCGUCUAUUUUCAGAAGUAAACUGUAGAGCGACUAUUCUUAUUAUUACAUUAAAAUUUGAGAUAUAAGAAAAUAGGAUGAUAUGUUGGAUUGUUGACAAGCGCAUCGGAAUGCAAUUGUAUUUUCAUUUAUUUUCGUGAAGUAAACUUGUGCCGAAAAACUGAAGAUUUAAUUAUUGAAUUGCGCAAUUUUCGCGAGUAAGACCGGUCGCCUUCGAUAUUCAAUUGGGGGCAGUGUUCAUAAUAAUAAUAGUAUACAUAGAUAUUUGUUUGGUCGGCGGAGUUUCGUACACGCAGAGAACAUUGUAAUAUUAGGCACAGGUAUACCUGCACAAUAUGGGUGCACGCGAAAGAAUAACGAGAAAAUAUAAUAUUCGCCGUAGUGUCAGCGAGUAAACAAUAAAUAAUAAUAAUAAACGUAUAUGUACAUAUCCAAAAUAUACACAUAGUUAACGCGGCGGAUUUUAGUUUUGUGUGUAUAUACACACUGCGUAUAGAAGUAUAGCAAAUGUUAAUAGCAGUUUCCGCAGUACACCGCCACCGGCGCCGCUAUAGAGGUUACGAGAAAUCCCACUCGGAAUUAUUAUUAUUUGAGUUUAUGAUUUUGAUUUUGAUUUUUUUUUUUUCGGUUUUUUCCCCCUCGUUUUUUUUUUUUUGUUAAGUUAACCUAACCUACCUAUAUAUACACGUCCCGUGUAAAGCCGCGGCACUAUUAUUUGUUCUGCGAAAUUUCACCUGUGCUGAUGCAGUGUAUACAGUAUACCUACUUUAUGUUAGCAUAUAGGCACGGAACAAAUGUUUAUCCGUGAAAAUCCAUGGUUCGGUUUUUCGUUCACGCGACACUACGCAUUCAGCGGGUAACAAUAUGCAAACGCGUCCGCAAAGAGUAAACAUUAUAAGCGUUUUUCUAAAACAACGCGCGCAGACUUUGCGAAUUCGAUUUAAACAUUCCCCAGAAUAGGAAAAAAAAAAACACCAUUUUAAGUUCAAACUUCCAUACGUUACGUACUUUAACGUCAUCUGCAUGUAGUAUAGUUGAACGGUAUCACUAUACGCGCAAUAUAUUUUAUACACGAUGGACUAAAAUAACACCAAAAUAUAAUUUUAUUCUAUGCAUUGUAUACAAUAUUUCCUCGCUUUUGGUUAUCGUGAAAAACAAAAAUAAAAUGGAAAAACGAAACUACCGGCUGAAUUAUCACAGGGAUAUAAUUUGCUACCUCUUGAAUUUAAACAUGAUUUCCGGUUAAAAAUUUCUUUGGUUUAGGGAAGGGGAGUUUAAGUCGAUUUUAUAUAGUUUUCGAUACGAGUGAAUAAAAUAUUGAAAAUUGUUCAACAAUAUAAUGGGUAAAUUUUCUAAAUGUUGUCUAACCUAAAUAUGGUGUUACAAAGAACUUGUGCUUUUUACAAAAUAAAAAGUAGGUAUACAUACAUCAUAACGAUUUAAAAUAUUUUAAUUUUUGGUAUAACAUGUGUUAGAAUAUUCCUGAUGCCAUUUAGGCAGAACAAUAAAGGGCGAAAAAUUACAAAGAUAAAACGAUAAAAAAAAAAAAAAAUCCGAAAAUUGACUUGAACCCUUCUUCUCCGUGGAAGAAUUAUUUUUAAAAGAACAUUUAUAUUACAUUUUUAACUAACACAAUUAUAAAUAAUGUAAUUUUAAAUCCGGUAAUAUUAACGAUUUAAAAUUACGUUUUCAGCCACCGCUGUGCAAUGAAAAAGCGUGCUUGGGUAGUAUCAUGUUUCCGCCAACCUACAAUAACUCGACGGUGAGACCGAAAACCGAAGUAUUGGAGCUGGCCGAAGAUUUUUUGAAACAAUAUUUCACUUCCAUCAAAAGGUAAAUAAACAUAUUUGUAUUAAUAUUUAAAUAUAUAUCUAUAAUAUUAUUUUAAAAAAAAAAAAGAAAAUCCAAAAAUGAUACAUUACGUCAAUUCAGACGAUUGUUACUUGUUAGUACUGCAAACCGCAUACAUAUUACCUAAGUUUGUUACAAACCUAACAAUUUUCUGGAAUUAUCAGAUGUCAUUUAUGCAUUUUAGUUUUUAUUCUGAGUAGUAAAAGCUAAUGUAUUUUCAAAAAAGCUGUAUUAGUGUAUACACAUAUGUAUUUUCCAAAUUUAAUUUGCGUGUGUUGAAUUUUAUUUAAAAUUGACUUAAACCCUUCCUGAGACCCUUCUUUCCUAAGACCAAAGAAAUAAUUAUUGCCGUUUUUAACUUAUGGCAUUCGUUAUUUGAACGAAAAUUCUAAAUUUAUUAAAAACGUUCGUAAUUAAUUUAACGGUUUUUUAUAAGGACAAUAUUACGGAGGAGAGGGGGGAAUGUACUCGUCAGUCGUCAUCAUCAUGAUUCUCUACCAGCACUAAUCGAGUGACAAAAUAAUCGAAUAAUUCAACAAAAUAAUAUGGGAAUCUAUGUGUUCAAAUUAUAUUACAUCGACAUUUAAAAAUGAUGUUAUAACACCGAUGUUGACUAAAAAUAACUAUCUUAUGUUCACAAUGUAUUCUGAUCGUUUUUCAAUUUUAUUAUUUUUAUGUAAUCGAAAAUUGAACUAUUUUCGCCCAUGUUGUCAUUUUGAUUCCGCUUUCUUCGCCAGUAUUUAGGUGGCAGUACUUCACACCACCGCUUGCGACGAUGUAAUUUUCUAUUCAAAAUAAUAAUAUAAUAUACCCGCACUCAAUAAAUCUCCUGCAGGUUUGACUUUAUCGCCGGGGUAUCUAUUACGGUUAUGUCUGCUUUCCCGAAAAAUGUCACUAUCCAUCUUACUCACACACUUUCAAAUGCCAAAUAUGGAGGUAGCCGCACUAAUACUUUGCUAUAUUUUCCGAAUUGUAUUGACAUAAUAUUCUUAAAAAAUAUUCCAGUCACAAGACCGCGAAGAAGGAAAAAAAAACCCUAUCCACUCAUUAUCGAAUAGCGUUGACUUGUUUCCGUCGAACCAUUAUUAGACCGAGAGACGAUGUUAUUGCAUAGUGUUUUCUCAAACAUAAUAUUUCACCCGGUAUCUACAUAAAUGAUUUAUUGCCUAAUACCUAAUUUAGUUUCGGUGCUUCUCGCUAUAAGCCUGCAGCAGUGGUCGGCGCAGGUAACCUUUUUAACGUAAAGGGCCAAAAAAUUAGCAUAACAAUAUCGUAUCGAGGGUCGUCGAACGAAAUAAUACGAGUAAUAUGUUAAAAUAUUAUUUCGAUUGUUUAGAUUUCGUAAUAAAACCGUAUAACAGCUAGUGCGUAUGUUUUAAAGCAGUAUACCGAAUUUGCUAUCGGAACAUAAAAAUCAAGAUACAAUAUAAACCUCUCGCCUAACGAUACCGUUAAUUUCGGAUCGCGGGCAAUUCGCUGCGGAUACAGUGUAUUACGGGUUAAAUAUUUGUUUUUGAUAUAAUAUGAUACAGGUUUUAAAUGCGGUGAAAUAUAAUGUGUAAAUAAAUGGGUGUCAAUUUAUUUUUUAGCGUGGUAAUAAAUGUCCUCGUCAUAGUAGUACCUAUAAUAACAAAAUUAACUUAACAUUUAAAAUAUAAUUUAAUGACAACACUGUUAAAAUUACACAUUUAAUUUUUUAACCGUGUGCUAUACCUCCUUUUAAAUAGUAAUUAAUGGUUCUAUUUUAAUAAUCGUCGAAAACAUAAAAUACGUUCUGCGAUUGUCUGAUUCGUACCCGAGAGCACUGAAUAAAUUAUCACCAUGUUAACCCAUUCAGACUCCAUCUUCUGUAUAACGCAUGCUAACAACUCGGAUGAGGUAAUUAUUUAAAAACAAAACGGACAUACUUAGCACGACGGGUGGGCCAGUGUUGCAGGUGAGAAGUUAGGAAUAGAGAGGGAAAUUUAAUGUUUAUCUAUACGCAACGAUUAAUCAUUGAUAACGAAAAACGAUUCUAAGCAGAGUACGGUUUUACAUAUUUUGAAAGACCGUAAUAUUUGCAUUUUUGUCAAGAUUUAAUAUUAAAAUUCUUGUAAACAAAAAAUUCUACAUCAUACACAACUUUUUUUUCAUAUCACAAAGUACGACUUAUAAUGAACCUCCUGUUAAAUUUUCAAACAUUUCUGUUUGGUCCAAUAAUUUUCUCCACAGACACCUACUGAAUGAAAAUUACUUAAAAAACUCAAAAAUUAAAAUGCUUAUAAAUAACUCAAAAAUGUCUAAAAUAUUUUCCCUCGUCCAGAAAAGGCAAAUAUAAGUUUUCUGUCUAAAUUUCAAGUUUCCACAAAUAUAUUUAACUAAAUUACAACAAUAAACAAAGUCAAAAAUUAAUUUUCGGGCCUUUGUCAAAAUGCGACAAUACGCGACUUAAAUUUACAAUAACUAUUGUCUGCCUUUCUUCUUCGAAUCGUAUAUUUUCUAGAUUACGUAAACUAGUGUUUUGUUUUCGGUUGUCUUUGACGUUUUCGCACCGGAAUCGUAAUAUUUUUUAUCAAAACAUUGUUAUCAAUGUAUUUCGAAAUCGUAUAGACUUUAUCGUGAUAAAAAUAACUAUGUUUUAUAUUUACGAAAACCAUAUGGAAAUAAUGGUAAAAAUAAUAUAAUCUAAUCUGCCAAAUAAUUUUUUAAACAUGUAUUACUAUGAUUUUAGUCUAAUAAAAUUUACUCUCUGUGGUCCAUCAUUGUAUACAAACGCAUUGUAUACAAGGGGCUUAUUUAGCAGAAUAGAAUGACUUUACUCGUAUCAAAUAUAUGUUUAUCAGUAUUAUUGUAUUGGUAUGGCCUUUGAAAGUAGGUAUAGUAUACGACAGAAAAUUGGAUUUCAAAAUAAAUCACGUACUAGUAAACCUAUCCGUACAAUACGUAUUUACACUUGAAUUCGUUUCUAUAUAGAUUUUCGAUAACCGGCUAGUCUAUACAUAUAUAGCAAGUAAAAUACUUUACGUGUAUUUUGAAUUUAAACGUGAUAUAAACCCUCUGCCUAUAUAUUAUAUUAUAAUGUAUUGUAGGUGUCCUAAAAACCCAAACGUCCAACUGUGUGUAAGUUUAUUAUUGAAAUCCUUAUAAAUUAUAAUAUAUGCAUAUAAAUCAAUUCGAACGAUGCGUUAAUUGAUGCAAUCAACGAGGGAGACGUGUAACGUUCUACCGAAAUCAAACGUUUCACGGUGAUAAUAUUAUAUUAUUAAUCAAAACUAAUCAAAUUGCCGUCCAUGUGUCUGAUUUUUAUACGUAAAACUAAACCUUUGACGUUCGCGUUUACUCAACCAGCAAAAUAUAACAUUUUCCGUUGCGCGCUUCAAUCGGCUGAUUAAAUACUAGCAAUUAUGUAUAAACGUUUUACGAAAUUCGUAUAAAUUCACUAGGUAGGUGUUGCGAUCUGUAGCACGAAUCGGGAAAAAUAAUGUUAGUUCGAUGAACAGUUAAUUUGUUUUUGCUAUUUGUCUCAGUUUUUCGAAUAAAUAUUACAAUAUUGCAUGCGCCAAAGAAAAAUUGUAAAUUUCAAUUUACCCUGUAAACUAUCAGUUUAAUUUGAAAUUCACACUGGUUAACAAUAUUACAUUGUUCAUUGUAUCAAUAUACUAUAUUUUUUUUUGUCGGUAUUUAUUUUGUUAUAGGUACGUAUAAUAUUGUUUAACUGGGUAAUUUAAUUUAAAUUUGCAUGGUUAAAAUUGAAAAUACAAAAUGUUGUCAAUUUUUUAAGUUCUUUGCACGCUGUUAGUUUUGAGUUCAUUUCUCAAAUAGUUUCAGCAAUCAACAAUAAGUGUAAUUUUUUUCAUCGUAUUUUUGGUUUUUCACGGUUUUCUGGAAACGACCAAUCUAUGUACUUAUGUUAAGUAGUAUAAAACUUUUUGGUCGAGUAAAAAUUAAAACAGCAAAAUAUAUCGUGAAUUCCAUUUCAGAAAGUAUUUUCCGAGAAAAAAAUAAAUCAUCGUUUUAAAUAUAUAAAGCUACCUCCAAGAUUAAAAAUAUUAUUAAUUCAUAGCUGUCCCGAGCCCGGCGUUGCCCGUGCCAAUUUGUAUUAUUAUUAUUUCACCCAUAUUCAUUUUUGGUUUUGGUCGUGUUAGAAUUGAAUGAAAAUAAAUAGAUGGAAAGUGGGUAGUCCACAUUCGGCGGACUAAAUGACAAAUGGUAAAUAAUAGUAAUAAUAAUUACUAUAAUAGUUUUCUUUUCCGUGGUAAACCUUGAAUAAAAAAAAAUCGUAUAUAAAUAAAACAAAGUCGGGUCAGUUACACAAUUUAUAACUCAAAAACGACUAAACCGAUUUUGAUGAUCAUGGCAUGAUACUUUCCGACUAAUUCCUGUUAACAAUUAAUCACCAUUAUUUCAUCCCUGUUAUCGGGGUAACACAAAUCAACAAAAAAAAAUUGUAUUUAUUAUAUUAUAAGCUAAAUUAUUUGGUGUUGCUCGUGUAUAUAAUAUAUAUAUAUAUAUAUAUACGAACGAAAAUACUAAAAACACGAAUGAAAAAUGGUGGACGGAGUUGGUGGAAGAGGGUGAAAAAUACUUUACGACCUAUUCUCAGAUUAUCAUCCCUACUGGGUACUAAUACAAAAAAAUUUCAUUUAAAUCGGUGAUGCCGUUUCAAAAGAGUGUGACCCAAAAACAAACACGUGACACGAGCAUUUUAUGUAUAAGAUACAUUAUAGGUAUUUAUUUGAUGUAUUCAAUUUUUUUGUUUUAUUUUUAUUCGACUAUUUACAAUUUAAGUAACAUGAUAAGAGAGAAAAAUAAAUAACUUUUAUUUACCUAAAAAUGAUUUUUUUUUUUUUUUUUUUAUUAUUAUUAUUAUAUACCUACACACUAUAAUAAUAUACAGUCAAAAUUGAAACACUUAAGACGGAUUUCACCAAAAACACACUAAUCGCGAUUUGAUUAAUGGUAAUUUAAUGUAACUAAACAAUUUAAUCAAAAUUAACUUUGUUUGGAUCUUACCAUUAUAUUCCUUGAUUCCACUAACCGCGUUUACAUGAACCAUGAUCAACCUAUUAUUAAUCACGAUUAACAUCUAUAAUAGUAUGGAAUGAUAUCCAUGGCAUAUUCCUGAUUUUAUAUUGGAAUAAUAAUUAUAUAAUUACAAUGUUUUACAUUAAAAUAUUAAAUUUCAUCAAGAAGUUUCUAGUUACCUAGAUAGUCCAAAUGUAUAAAUUAAUAUUUAAUUAGUUAAUCAAUAAAAAUAAAUAUGGAUAAAAAUGUAAAUUGAAUUAUGAAAAAAAUAAAAAAAUGGGAAUCUACUUUUGAAAACACUGAGUUAUUAAGUUACCGAUCACAUCGUGGUAAUCGAGUACAGAACGACAAUGAAAAAUAAUCAAGGGUGUCUAGAUUAUCGAAACCGUGCUUUCUUUUUCUUUUAUCCUUCUCGGAGACGAACGACGAAGUCGUUUUCGUCUCCUUCAAAUGUCAUCUCAAAAGUCCAUGCUAUAUAGCACGUGACAUUUUUAUAUUUUGUUUAAAUUAAUAAAAAUGAACGCGGAAAAAUGAAUAGUGAAUAAUAAAAAUGAAUGAAAUCUAGGUGUCCAUUUUGAUUUGGUAUUUUAUAUCGAGAACAGUUUAAAUCGUGACUAACAGCGCUUAAAUGUGAUUAAAUUCAACAAGCGGUUAAACUAAUUUCAAUCACGGUUAGUAUCGGCCGAUCAUGAUUAUAUCGUUGGUGAAAUAUUGUCCGAAUCUGUGAAUUUACAUUUACAAAAUCCCAUGUUUCCAAAAGCGAAAAAAACUUCAAGUAACCUAUACCUAGUUCCUACAAUCUAGAUAUUAUGCUAUUAUUAUUAUUAUUAUUAUCGUGUUUUGUUCAACGUAAUUCGAAAUAGUCGAAAUAUAUAACACUUUAGUAAACAAUCCAAUAUACUUCAUAACAGUUUAAAAGUAGGUACCUACGAAAAAUAUUAUAUUGUUUGUGUUUAUUGAAAAAUGUAUAAUUCAAAAUUGCUUUACUACGGCGGUCAAGUAUAUUAUUUUCAUUUUUUAUUGAUAUCCCACGGGUCCGUUGUUUUAUCAAACUUUUGUCGUUUUAUUAUAUCACAAGUGACCGUAAAUUCGAAUACUCGAGUUCUAUAAAUUAUAAUAUAGUAUAUUGUUUACAUUCUAUAUUUUUCUUCGAGUUGAAUACCAGCGUAGUAUAAGCGUAGUCGGGGGAGGGGGAUAGAGAGCCAAAAGCCAAAAGUAUUGUAUAGUAGGUAUACCUAAGUAUACUUACACUAUAAUGCAACCCAAGAGCGAAUAUUCGUACGUUUAUUUUAAUAAUUAAAAACGACAAAAACAUAAAAAUUUACAUAAUAAAAUAAAAACGUCAGGUCCAGUAUAAUAAUGAUUUUAAGAAAUGUAAAAUAUAUAGUACCCACUUACAUGAAUUAUUAUAAAUAUUAAUAUCUGGGAUAAUAUUUUUUCUACCAAAUAAUGCAUAUCUUGGAAAUUUCCAUCAAGUAGGUCACAGAGUUGACCACUUAUAGUUAUGAAUUUUUAUUUUUAAGAUAAUUCUUAUAAUAAUUAUUGUGUAGCUAUAAUAUGACGUAUAGACAAUUCAAUUACAUAUUGACAUAUUGAGAUAUUUUAACCUGGAUUCCCUUUAUCUUGGAUUGUUUCCAAUUUGUGUAAUGUUAGUAAUAAAAACAAUUAUUAUAAUUAAGAGGAAGAGUAGUAGUGCAUUAUCAGCACGCCGUACACAAAUGAUGGUCCACUACUCUUCCCUAACCAAAACUUAAAAGUGAAAUAUCUCAUCAACGUGUUGACGGAAAUCAAAAAUAUCAUUAUUGAAUUGUAUUUUAACUAAUAGCAAUUUUAUUUAAAAUAUUGAAUUUCAACAAUUAUGGAAUUUUUAAUAUAGUUAACCAUUUGAAAAUCAAAAGUAAGUAGUAGGUUUUACCCCUAAAAAUAUGGAUGAAAAAUAACAUAAAUGUAGUUUACAUAAAAGUUACUUGUUUCUUUGUUUCUUAAAUGUUCUGUAAACUAAAUUCGGAAAAAAAUUAAUAAUUUCUGAGAUGAUGAGUGUACCCUAUUAAAUGGAUCACCUUGUAUGUUUAUUAAUUACAAUGUCGUAUAUAUUAUUACUAGCUAUCUUACCCGGCGUUGUCCAUGCCGAACAAAUAUGUAAUCCAAACCUUUCCCCUUUAGAUUUCCCGUUUCAAUCCUCGUCACUAUCACUGCAGUUAUCCGUUGUUGUCCUUAAAUGUAUUAUUUUAUAUUCAGCCCAAACUACAGUAGGUUAGAUCUAUUACUUCUUCUGGUCAGGCCGAUGAUUUCAUUAGUUUAAAACUCCCUUCGCGAUACACUCUAUCAUUUAAAAUAACCGCAUAACGUUUAGAUGAGUAGAUUCGGAGAUUACCCAUUACAAAAAAAAAAAUACCAUUUAUAAUUUAUAUAUAUAUAUAUAUUAUUUAUGUAUGAGGUAAAUAUAUAGAUAUAGUAUUCUAUUGUUUGUUUUCUUGAAAAGUUGUAUAACACAAAAAAAUUGAAGGAAAGUUUGACUUCAGUGACGAAGCUCCGCCGCUCACCGGUAUACUUUUUUUGAAAAUAACUGUCUUUAAAAGUCGAAACACUUCAUAACUAUAGAUUGCAGUAAAAUGCCUAGCCCAAUAAUUAAUAUUCAUUUUUUUAUGUUAUUUGUUAUUUUAAAAUGUGAAAAUGAACUGCUACUUGCGCGAAGAAAAAGAAUAUCCGCUUUAUUUUAUGAUAUUUGUACUAUAAUAAUAUAUUCUAUUAUCCGAGUGAUUUAAAACGAUGAUGUUACAUAAUCUUCAGUCUCAUUUUUUAAACCGCUAUACACAGCAAUGAUAAAUCGCAUAAAAAUAAAGUCUAACACGUUAAUCCUUCUCGUUUAUGUGUACCGACAACGACGCGACAUAAUUAUAUAGGUAGGUAUUUAAGAGAACAUUAUUUUUAAUUUAACAUGUCCACCGGUUUUUAAAAUAAAUAUUAUUAUUUUGAAAAAAAAACGGAUAGUCUUGGAAUUACAAUUAUUAUUAUUUUUUUUUUUUUUUUAUUUUAUAACCGGUAACUACAUAUAGAUAAUCAAAAAACGCGAAAUCUUCGGUGUUUGGAAUAUUUUAAAAUCUGGCAGCCUAUUCACAAACCAAUCGAAAGUUGAUAAAUGUUCAAUUGAUUUCAACCGACUUUCGAUUGAUUUUUAUUCGGCUUUAUUAGCGAAAACGCUUUUGAUUGAUUUGAGAAUAGACCAUCCGUUAUAUUUCAGUUGAAAUUUAAAAAAAAAAACCAUUAUCUAUUCGUGUAUACAUAAUAUAUAGCCGAUAAACGCGUUUGCAAUAAAUUCCACAAAGCUUUUAAAGAAUUUUUACAUUUACGAAAAAUUAGUUUUUGGGGAAAAAAAAAUCUUAUACUUAUCGUCUUUACAAAACCUAUAUUAUAUUAUUUAUUAUUAUACGCGAGAAUCCUCGUUCGGAUCAUAAUAAAAAAAAAUAAAGGGAGUUUAUCGGAUUACCGUCUACAAAAUGUAUAAUACAAAUUAAUAUAAGUGCAAUAUUUACCUCCCUAUAAAUACGAUUAGUAUAAAUAUAUAUUUACGAUAUUCUAAAAUACGGGUGGAUUUUAUUCUCUUAAAAAAAUUAUUUAUUACCGUUUUUAAUUCCCAGUGCCUACGGUUUAUUAUAACCGCGAUAUCGGCAAAACGCGCGCUUAUAGAUACCUAAACUUAAUUUCAGUCCGGUUCCUUAUUUUGCUUAUAUCUUUUUGUAUUUGUAUUUUAUUUACUGGUUUCCUUCCGUCGACCGCGGAUAACAAAAACGUAAUAAUAAGAAAAAUAUCCACUGCAGAUUGCUUUUUUCUACAGGAAAGUUCCCUAUAAUCAUUAUUCUUUUGAUAUUACCAUCAAAUACAGAAAUAUUUGGAAAUUUACAAAACAGGCGCCGUACAUUUUUUAUUGACACGCGUAUACUGAGACCACUAUUAGUUAAUUCUCAAUUACCGAAUUGGUUCCCGGGUAGUCUAUAUAGGUAUACAUAUGAAUUGGUUCCAAUAAACUAACACUUAAAUAAUAAAACAGAAUUACAAACCAAUAACAAUUUCGUUCCCAUUUUACACAGACUCAGGACUUCAUAGAAAUCGUAGGUACUUAAGAUAGUUGCAGUCGUUAAAAAAACAUAGGUAUUUAAACCAAAAGCUAGACAAAACUGUAGGGUUUGGGUUUGAAUGAUUUUGAUUUUGAAAACGGAUUUUACUAAAUUAACAAAUUGACUAGAUUUUGUUGACCCGGAAACCAAUAUUCCGUAAGUUGCGUAUAGUAAUCGUGUUAUGUACUUAACAAUGGCCAGGUCAUUUAGCUUACGAUCCGGUUGGAGUUUUUAUUUGGCCCUAACAAUAAACACGGCUAUUCGAAUUCGACGAAAAUCUGCUGAAUAAUAUUAUCGAAAUAUUUUUCGGCAUUCGAAUUGUAACGAUUAUUUGAUUUUGCGUGUAAUAAUAAUCUGUUCACGGAAAAACAAUAAUAAUUGUAAAAAAUAAAAAAAAAAUGAUAAUAAAUAAUUGUCACCUUUAUAAGUGACACUUGAUAGAAAUCGAAUUUCUGUACAAUAGGUAAGUAAUAAUUAUUUUUUAUAUUUAUACGAUACAUAAUGCACAGAGUUCAAAUAUUUUUAUCUAAAUUAGAUUUAUGUCGUGGAUUUUGGCCAUUAAAAAAAAAUCAAAUAUAAAAAUGUUUAAUUAAUAUUUUUUAACGGUUCGCUUAUAAGUAAUGAAAUCAAAAAAAAAUAAUAAUUUAUACUUAUACUGACAAAAAAAAAUACUCCUUAAAUAUCUCAUUUUAGUUUCACAAAACUAAUUUAUAUUAAUUCAUUUUUUUUUUUUUUUUUUUCAUAUUCAUUACGACAAGUAUUAAAAAUAUGUUUUUGCCGUUUUAUAAUGUAUAUAAAACAGCGUGUUGUCGAUUCUUUAAAUCGCCCCCUUAAGUGCGCAUUAUUCGCGUUCGACCAACUUUUAAUUUUUUUUUUCUUUUCGUUUAUUAUACUACGACGACGAUUAUAUAGGUACAAUAAGUACGCCAAAUAACAAAAAAAAGAAUAACAUUAUACAAUGAAUAAAAGGACAUAUUCCCACCGUUUUAUGUGGAAAGUUGGAAUUGUAGUAUAUAGUUUGGGCAAUUUAUUUUAGAUAAUAUCCUAUAAGCAACGAUAAAUCUUUCCAAACGAAAAACAAUUCUGAGCGAAUUCGGUUAAACGUAUUUUGAUUAACUUAAAUUGAAAAUUGUAUUCAUUUACAACUACAAAAUAAAUAAAAAUAAUCGUCCUUGUCUUUGCGUCUAAAAUUAAUAAGCAUUUCUAAUAUGAAACAAAAAACUAAAGGUAAAUAGUAUAGGUACACUAAAUACACAGGUACUUACGAUUUUUAUCAAUAUGUAAACUUUAAACGCUUAUAAAAAAAAAUGCGGAUGAUAUCUCCAUAGUAACUCAAAAACAAAUUAUAUGAUCAAUCUAAUAUCAAAUUUUUGAGCAUUUUUUAUAAGCCAAGUAAAAUCAAAAAUCGCAGAAAUUUUUAAGCAGGUAAAAAUAAUUCAAAAACAUCAGAAAGUUUUAAAAUGCUUAUCAAGUUUAUAAAUCGUUAAAGUCUGCGAAUAUUUUUAUUAUGAUGAACUACAAAACAAAAUCAAAACUAACAAAUGAAAAUUCCAUACUACUGUUGAUGUUUUCCGUUACAUUAAAAAAAUUAGAUGAAAAUUUAAUAAAAAAAAAUACUUACCUAAUAACUAAAUCAAUUUGCUACAAGAAACUACAGUUUAGAUCUAAGCAAGUUUUCUAAUCAAACAAUUUUUUCAAACAAAAAAUAAGCGCACACCAUAAAACCAAUUAUACGUUCAUCGCUACCUCCAGAAUCCAAUUUUUAAUGUAUAAUCACUUUCGGAUUUUGGACUUUUGGUAGACACAGUUUUUUAAAUUUCAAAUCUACUAUUGCUGUAUUUAGUUGUUUACGUUAGGCUUAUAAUCACACCGUCACGUAAACUAAAGUUUAAAUACUACCGCAACAAAACGCAUAGAUAACUGCAAAUUUCCCGAAACUUGUGUCCGUGUGUCAGACUAUGUAUUUGUGUCUGGUGCUUAGAGUUUUCGUUAGUAGGUAAUCGAGUGUAUUUACCUCCAUCACGGACAGUUUUAAUCACAAUUAAAUGUACCGGAUAUAACUGCAGGAUUUAAAACAAUACGAACCAACUAAAGUUACACUAUACCUUGGCUUACAUACAUAGGUAUUAUAUUUAGCUAACAAACACUGCCCAAUUGAAGUUAAUACCAUAACAUAACGGCUUACGUCAUUUUUUUUAUUUUUUUAUUUUUUUUUUUGUUCUGAGUAAAGUUAGUUUUUUUACUGUCUAUAAACAAAUUUUCGACCAGAAUAUUUGUUCCGAUCGAAUACUUUAUAAUAACAUUUUUGUAGAACUUCAGAUCUAUAGUUGAUGACAUAAUUAAAUACAUUUUUUAAAUUUCCUUCAUUUCUCCCGAUAAUGAAGGAAAAUCGAAAAGAAAACCUCCGGAAAAACGGGAAUAUUUACGCAACAUUACUAGUUUUUGUCAAUAUCGUUUGAGUUUUUUUGCAUAAUUCAAAACGAAAAUACUACAAAGAUACCUAACAUUUUUUUAAAACAAUUUCAAUUUUUAGACAUAUUUGUGGUUUUGUGAUGAAUACAGUUUAUUGUUUUGGCAUCGUAUGAACGCUUAAAUAUUUAGUAAAUUUUUCAUCAUAUUGAAUUUAAAAUAACAGCGUAUAGAUUAACAGUCCAAACUAAGAUUUCGAAAAGAGAACUGAUAGCACUUUUUUCUAAAAGAGAACCAGACUGGGGAGGUACUUUAAGGAAGUAAAUUUUUGAUUUUCCUAGAAGGAAAACCGGGAAAAAACAUGGGAAAACAUAGGAAAAACGGGAAAAUAGGUAUAAUAUUGAACAAAUAUUAUUAAAGAAAAUACAUAAUGCCUAUUUAAUUAUUUUACCAUAAUAUGACAUAUAUAUUGUUGACAAAGUAUCACUAUCAACUGAACUGCAUUCAGAACCUUUUUUUUGUUAGCAACGAUUUAUCGUUGCUUACAGAUAUUCAUUAAAUUCCCUUCUAUAUCCUACCUUCUCAACUUUCCACCUACAACAGUAGCUGAACCCGUCCCCAUUAUCCUAGGAAAGCUUUUUUUUGUGUGUGUCUUUAAACAAUUUUUCUACCAGGAACUUUUUGUAGAAUUUUUGGCUUGUUGGUGCAUUAAGAAUAUCUUUUCUUUUAUUUUCUUUCUAGUUUUCUCAAUAAAUGUGAAAAACUGACAACUGCUAGUGAAAUGUUUUUUUAUUUCUUGGUUACAUUGGCAACAAGAGAAAAAUAAAACUAAAAACACUGUUCAGAAUCAGUUUUCGUUAACAAUAGUUUAUCGUGAUUUAAAUUAAAUAACUCAACUCAAUGUAUCCUUUCCGCCAACUUUUUCCUAAAACGUAAUACGCCUAUCAGCAAAAUCAGCAUUUUUUUUUUUUUUUAGUUGCAGCUCUGACGACGUAGUACUGCAUGAAGAUGCAAUGUAUAUAAUUAAACCUCUCGAAUAGUUUGUGUCUUGUUCCUCCCUGCAGUUAGUUAAUUAUACAUAAUAUCUAGUAAAUGUUCUCGUUGUCGGCGUGGGCCGUAACAAGAAAAAGAAAUCGUUUGGAAAAUGUUACGACCCCAAUAAAACCGUCUUGCUAGACGGCAGUGUUGUUAUAAUAUAGUUAACGUAUGCGUACACGAUUUGAACGAAUCACGCGUUUCGGGGCGAAGCGGAUUCAUUUAUUUGAUUGGAAAAAUAAUACGGCUUUAUCGAAUAAUAAAUUGAAUGUGUCCGUAUAAAUAUAAAAAAAAAAAAAAUGCAAUAAAUCGCAAACAAUAAUAAUAAUAAUAAUAAUACUAAUAGAUCAUUCGACACAGAAUUGUCAAACAAUCGUAUAAUAAAAAGUAAAAAAAUAACGAUAUUAUACGGUAACUCGUAUCUGUAGAACGUUCCCGCGACACGUAAACUAAAUACAUUAGGUAGGUACCUAUCUAAUUCAGCGCAGAUGGCCGAACAUUUUCGAUGAAAACUGCGUAGUAAACUUCGUUGCCCGUAAUAAUGACAUAAAAUAAAAACAAUAGGUACCUAUACGAAUAAACAAAUAACUAAAAAAACGCAUUAUGUUCAACUUUAUAAAGAACAUAUCGCGAUGCUAUUAAAAAAAGGAGCUGACAUUGGUGAUGGGUACGCCAAUGUUGUAGGUGGGAAGUUAAGAAGGUAUUGGAUACCCAAAUUUAAUACAUUUUUAUAUGAACGCAACAAUAUAUCAUUACCAGCGAAUUAUAAUUCUGAAUAAACAUGUUUUCUACACCUUGUUUUUGAAAGCUGUGAUUUCCAUGAUUUAAAUGAAAGUUUGAACUUAAAAGGUCCAAAAAAAUAACGCUUGCAAAGAAAAAAAAUUACUACAUUAAGCUCAACUUCUUUUUUUUAUACCAUAAAAUACAACUUGUAUGGUGAACCUCCUGUAUAAAUUUUUCUUCGCCAAAACAAUUUUUCUCAGAUAAAACCUAAAAACUUGAAAAUAUCAAUUACUUAUAAUUAUAUAAAUAACUAAAAAAAUGUCAAGAGUAUGUGAACAUUUGAACACGUCUAGAAUAUAAGUAUUUGAAUAAUAUUAUUUUUGCUUUAAAAAAAUGUUUAUUUUUCUUUUGUUCAAUCGUCAUCACAACUAUUGGUACUUAUUUAUUCUCAGAAUUCUUAUAGUCAAAACUCAUUUUAUAUGUUUCCUAAUAUACAGGUUGUAAUGUUUUUUUUAAUCCUACGUUGUUGUUAAUUAAUCGAAAAAAAAUAUAUAAUUUUAAGUUUUCAUUUUAAACUGUUAAAUAAUAAAAUAGUUAUUAACAUUUGAUAUCCGUUCCAGGAAGAACUAAAUUUUUAAAAUCAAAUCAAAAUUUAUCAAAAAUAUAGUUGAUUUGUCUUCGAAAAUAUACGCUCCAACUAAAAUUUUAUGCUUCGGCGUCCUCUAUAAAUAUUUUAAUGUAUAUUUCAAAUGCUACUGGUAUUAAUAUUAAUUUAUUUUUUCGCAAUAUUCACACUCAUAUAAAUCAACUUUAAAUAACUUAAAAAUUGGUUUGCAGAUGUUUUUUAUCUUUUUAACUUUACAGUUGAGAGAGGGAGAGUGAUAACGUUAUUUUAUCUUUAUCUCAGAUAAACCAUUAGUCAUUAUAAUGACAGAAAUAUAUAGUACGUGAUCAUUAUUUACCUUUUAUUUAUAUACGAAAUAUCGGUUAUAAUUCCCAACACUGAAUUUGUGGUUUUCGUAAUUUGUAAUAUUUACCAACUACUGACAAUUCAUAUAUUAUUAAAUUGUUAUGAUUUUAAAAAAAUUAAUAUGAUUCCGUAAUGUAAAAUGAAAUAAAAAUAAAUAAAUGUCCAAUUGGCUAGAAUACAAACAACUAUAAAAAGAAACGUCUUCGUCAAAACGCAGACCAUGAAAACUGUUGGAAAUUAUUUCACUUCACCGGUAUAUAAUUUUAGCUAGUAUAGUUAUUAAAAAUUUGUAUUACAUGUUAAUUUUUCGGUAUAGGUAUAUUGUAUUAAAUUAUUAUACUUUUACCUGUGCGUUUUAUAGUUUUAUAGGUAUAGGUACAAACUGGCCGGGAAUUAUUAACAUAAGUACCUACGUUGAAAUUAUCAUAUUAUCGGAUAUAUUAAUCUCAUAAAAUAAUAUGACCUAUUUCCCUUCGUAAUUAAACUUGCAAAUAUUAUGUAUAACAGUUAAAUAUAAACGCACGUGGGCUUUUAAAAAAAUAUUAAAAUACUCGAAGCUCGAUAUGAUUGCCAUAGUAUACAUUUUUUCAGAUUACUAUAUUCGUAUAAUAUAUAUAUAUAAAAGACUCCGUAUCGUGUCCAUCCCGGUGAUUUUUCUCUGUGGUUAAUGGUUAAUAUCAAUAUUGAUCAAUGGCGUAUUUAGAGGGCGCGAGGAGUCUGGAAAUCCCUUUAUCAGUAUGUAACGGACAUGAUAACACCCACACGUAAUAUAUAUAAUUAGCUAGGGCAUAUAUUUAUAUGCAUUUACAUGUUGUUAUUAGUCGGUUAAAAAUAUAGCAAUCUUUCAAAAUUGCAUGACCCUAAUGAUUACCCAUAUACCCAUACGAAAACGAUGUACAAAAUUGUAUUAUACAUAUGUUUGAUUUUUUAUUUUUUUUAUUUUUAGGGCAUAUUUACGAUUUUGUCCAUUUUUUUCGUCCAUAUUAAGAAUUCAGUACAUUUUAAAAAUAUUUUCAAUAUUUUUUCUUCUUCUUAAGACAUUUAUUAAGGACAUUUGAAACAUUUGACAUUGGUGCAUAUAUGCAUAUAUAUUUAAAGGUUUGUAGGGCAUAUAAAUAUCUGGCAUACAGCUUAUGUACCACAAUGUAUGAUUUUUAUUUGUUUUAUCUAAGGGAACCUAACCUUACCUUUAAACAUUUCUGGCUACACCACUGAUAUCAGUGGUGUAGCCAGUUUAUUUUUCGUAUAAAGUAAAAAAAGUUUUAUAAACUGGGAAAAAAUUGAAGAAAACCUUGUUGUGCAUUAUAAACUUAUUUGAUUUUCUAUUAGUUUUUUGACUGACGUGAACUCAUCUUUCAUUGAGUGCGGCUUGCCUGUUGAUUUUUUAAGCUCUAUACACUGAAUACAUAAUUACGUUAGUUUAAUAUGCGUACAAUUAAAACGAAUAUUGACAAUACCUUUCGAAGUAUAUAUUAUAAUAACGAGAGAGUUUGACAGGUUAUUGAGUAUAAAACUACUUAGAAAAAAUAGGGCAUUACAAUUAAAAAAAAAAACACAUUAAAUCAGCCAUUAGUUCUUUUUUAGUUCGAGCGCCGUCGAAGGAGUGUAUCACAGAAUACAUCAAAGUAUGCGGUUUUUUGGUACAAAGAUGGCAAAAAAUUUACUUUUUCUCAGAUAGUUCUACAAAAUGUAUUUUCAGUUUCAAAUAAAUAUUUUAAAUAAGCCACUGAAUUUUAGUACUAUUAGAACUUAGUAACUACACGAGUGUCGAAAUAAUUGUAGAGUACAUAGACAAGAACAUCACUAUAGCAUAUUAUUAUUAUGACUUCUGGACAGAGGGUUUAACGGCUCUCUUCGUGUCGUUUAUGUGUACACUGCACUCUGCUAAUUGUAAAGGUUUUAACGGGUCAAAGAGAUAAUCGUAUUAUGAACUAAACGUAUUAUUUUGUUGCUUAUGCUUAUUAAAAUAUAGCAAAGGUAUCCAUACGAAUAUCGCUGUUUCAACUAACGAUCCGUGCGAUCCGCACUUUUUAACAUUCUCGUUCGUAUAAUAAUGUAAAAAGAUUAAGCUCGUGGAUUUCCUUUUAUAAUUUUUUUUCCCCUACUAAAAUGUAUCCCACACAUUUUGGACUUAUUUUUUUUUUAACGAAAAUGCGUUUUUUCUUGUUUUUUUUUACUUCUUAAAAUCAUAUAAUAUAAAAAUAACGACGUUAAAUUGUCACUAUAUACCAUACCAGUCGGAUAACAUAAUGGAAAAAAAAUAUAAUAAAAACGAGCGGUGUAAUUUUUAAUAGUAAGUGCUUUACAGAUUUCUAUACUAUUAUAAUUUUUUAUUUACUUUUUCUAGUAUGUCUGUAUGUAUAACAACAAUAACUUUAAAAAGUUAAGGCAUCCCCAUGGUAAAAUAAUUGUAGACUACAAGUAUAAACAUUUGAACAAAAAUAAAAACUUUUUAAACUAUUAUUUAAUUAUAUUCCAUAAUAUUAUAUAAAACUACCGAAACUAUGGGCAAAACCCAAAUACAUUUAAGGUAUUACUAAACUGACAAAACUAUAUAAUCGUAAUUUAAAAUACACACAGUCGGGUUGAAGUUAAAAAGGUUCAGAAGCAUUGACUCAAAUAUGAGUGACUGGGGAGAUCUAAUCUCCCAAAUCAAUUUUUUACCUAAUAUACAGUACUAGAUGAUAUACUAUAAUCAAUAUUAUGAGACACUAGAUACCCUAGAAAAAAAAAAUAUAUUUCAAUUUGUGCCUAUGUCCAGAAGGCAUUUUCGAUUAUGGGAAUUUUACUCAAUUUUAUCAUAUGCUGUAAAUUAUUUUAUGAUUAAAAUUUUAUGAGUGAGAAUUCAUUUUACGAGUUUUUCACAGUGUUCAUACAUUUUCUUUAUCAAUUUUUGUAUAUUUCUCGAACAUAUAAAUCGUAUAUAUGUCUUGUAAACAUGAACGUAACAUUAUUUAGUGUUUUUGGUUUUUUGUUGUUCCUUUAUACGAUGAAAACAAGAAAAGCAUGAAAGCAAUUGUCAAAUGCGAUUACAGUCUAUUGCAUAAUUAUAGGUACUUUCCUCUGAAUUUUAAAAAAUUGUUAAAAAUCACAAAUUUCAUGAAAUUAAAAGUUGAAACGUCAGAAUUUUCAGAAUAAUAAACUCUAUAAAAUGGAUUUCUUCAAAUUUAUCAAAAAUAAUAAAAUAAAUGUUAUUUUUUUUACCAAAACAAAACUUAAAUUAAAUAUAAAUAUUUGUAAUCCUUAUCUCUAAAAGUAAUAUAAAAAAGCUGUAUAAGGAUAAUGAAGACGGGUGCCGCCACUGUUCAAAAUAAUGUAAUUUAAAUCUGUAUUACCAUUGAUCAACGAUUAUAUCAACGAUUAAUCAUUGCUAACGAAAAAGACGAUUCUGAGCGGAGUUCAUUUGAUAUUUUUGCUUUUUCAACAAUAUAUAUCAUAUUAUGGUAAAAUAAUUACGUAUGUAUUUAAAAUUUUUUUUAGUAAUAUUUGUUUAAUAAUUUACCUAAAUCGGUACAUUUGAUCGUCUCGACUAAACUUAAAAAUUCAAUGUUUUUUAAAAAAAUCGAUAACGUCCAGCCUAAAUCGGAUCAGGUCAUACUAGCCAACUCUUGGUUGAUUAUAACACCUAGUAUUGUACACGAAUGCCAAAUUAAAACGAUUUAACUAUUGACACGCAUUUUAAAAGAGAAUUAAACUAACACGCAUUAAAAUAUAAAACUGAAGCAGUGAAGCUUAAAAAACGAAACACUAAACAGCUAUGAGAAAACGUGAAAUAGAGUUAUUUAAAAGAUUUAAAACAAUAUGCAAUCUGAAAAAUAAAUUAUCAAAAUGAAACGAAUUGAAAAAUAAUAAUUAUGAAUUAAAAUUAUUUGAAGAGAGUGCAGAUAUAUACAAUAUGCGUAUAUUAUCUGAAUACAUAUAGAGACCCGAUCAUCUGAGUAUUGAUAAGAUACCUAAUCAUAUUUUUAAUAAUUUGCUGCGCUAGGAUUGAGACGUAAAUAGUUUAAAAAAAAAAAAACCACGUCUUAUUAUUAAAUUACAAUUUCGUACAAUUAAAUAUACUUGUUUGAUAACCGAAAUAUAUAAUUAUAGGUAAAUAAUUUUUUGUGAUUUUCUGUUGGUGCAACAAAAUAAUUUUGCACUGUAAAUGUGAAAUGUACACUGGGCGUUCACUCAGGAUAAGCAUGGGUAUGGUCACAUAUAAUCUACGGUUUUGUGAAGGUAUCUUAAUUGUUUAUCUGAUAAUUCCACCUAAAAGACAUUAUUCUUAAAGAUAUUUCGACGAUAACAAAAACAUAAAAAAAAAAAUAUUAUGAUUCUCUUAUAUUAUUAAACUGUAGAUGCAUUAAUAUACAAGACUUGAAUCUGUAAUAAACAUACUGAAACAUAAAUUUAAAAUAUACAUAUAAUAUUUAAAGUACUUUAAAAAGUAUUAUGAAUUAUUUUUGAAAAAUGUUGUACAAAAAAAAUGAUGACUCUCAUAAUGACUCUCCAAAUAUGAGAAAACGUGGUUUUUUCUAUGCGCAUAGUAGGGAAACGUUUCGCCAGCACUAGCAUUUUCAAAUUCAAAAUACAUACUUAAAUUGUUAUAAAUUGAAGCUUUUUUGGUAUUUUUACAUUGGCUGUUUGUAAUCAAUUUAACAACAAGUUUAACUCAAACUACAAUAUAUAAGUACGUCAUAAUGUAAUAUUCCAUGGUAAACCUAUGUGAUUUUUUUAUUUUUAGUUAGGUAACUAUCUAUAUUUUUGUGAGGGGACCCUUGGGUCUUUAUUAUUAAUAUGAGACCAUGUGCUUCUAUUGUUACCAGGAGCCCAAUUUUUAUUCUAGCUCUAGAGUUUGCACACACUUAUGGUUAUCCCAAAAAAUGUAUAUCAUAAAUGAAGGGAGUUAAAUUACACCGUUUUACAAUUAGUAUAAUAUAAUAACUCUCCUCGGUCUCGGUUCUAACGUAAUAUUAUUUUAUAUAGACCGACACAUUUCAUCCACCUGUAGAUUAUUCUUAAAUAAUUCCUUCUUACGGCAUACUAACCUCAAAAUUUGGUUAAUUGUAUAUUUAUGUUAUGUUUACGCAGAUAUUAUAAUAUAACAUAUUAAUUUAAUUUUCUGUCUAAUUAACAUAAACAUAAAUCAACUUUACUUUAUAUCUACCUGUAGCAGGGGUACUUAUGUUUUGAUAUUAAUGCAUCGUGCAUUUGUCGAAUGGAAACAACAUAGUAUAAUAAUAAUGGUACUAUCAUUUUACUUUUCAAAAUACAUUUCACGUUUUAUGAGCGUGCGUUCCAUUUUUUUUUGUUUUUAUUUUUUUUUUUUUUUUUUUAAUACACUCGUCUCAAAAAUACAUUAUGUUUACUGUCAAACUAUACGAGUGAACUUAUAAUACCUAUACUAACCACGCAGUAUACUUAUAUCAUUAGUCACAAUUUAAAUCUCCGAGUCGGGUUGGGUGCAAUACUUCAUUUCCUCAUAAAUCAAAUUACAUCGUGUGCCCGCAAUACCGAAAUUGAAUAUCGAUAAAAAAAAAAUCGACAGAUACAUUUUCAUACAGAAUAUACUCGUGUGAUACGCGCGAUAAACGUACACAAACUAAAUAUAUUUAUAUAUAAAGCUAGACAUAUUUUGCACCGUGGGUAGACCACUGUUGUAAGUUCGGAAAGUAUGGUACAUAUAUAUUAUAAGGUAAUUUAGUUAAUAUAUUGAAUGAAACGAUAAAUCAUUGUAUAUCAAAAACGUUUAUGAGUGGAGUAGUAGUAUGAGUAGAAUAUCUCCUUUAUUGCCAAUGACAGUGGUGUAAUUUGGUCACGCAAGGUAUAUUUGCGUAUUUAAAAUUCAAUAUUAAAGUAACUAAGUCCGGUGUUAUAAAUUGUUUGACCUGAUUACUGGUAUACAUAAUUUAUGUAUUUAAAUUAAAAUUUUCUUUUUCUUAUGAAUUAAAAUCAAAAACAAUAUUAAGGAUAUUACGUAGAUAUUGUCCAUGAUUAUCAAGUUCUUUAUAAUCGUGAUGAUUCGUAAAUGAAACUUUAUUAGUUAUUAGUUAUUAUUUAAUGUUUUGUUACAUGGAAAAUAUGUGGAUUAUUUUAUAUUUACAGUGUUGAAAAUUCUGGACAAGGUCCGUGGCCUAUUUAAUAAAUAACUAGCUCCAUAUUAAAAAAAAAAUUGUAAUGACGCCACUGGCCAUCUUGUGUAGCCCAGAAGCCAAUAAAAAUCAAGAUAACUAAACGAUAGAUCCAUUGGGAAUAAACUGUUAAAAAUGUUCACAUAUUAUUUCAAAUAAAUUAUCACUGGUCCGAAAUUUCUCAUAUUUUUAGAUACCUAGUACGUACUUCAUAAAACGGACGAAUAAUUUUUACUAAUCGAAAAUGUAUAACAACAAAAAAAAAAAAAAAGGGCAAUUUGUUUAGAAAAUGUUGAACAUUUCAAAUUUUUUUUUAAAUAAUGUACCCAGACGAAAAAUUCGCAUCUUUAGAGGUACCUAUGGCAUGCAAAUUUCAGAAAAAAUGUUGUUACUUUUUACUGCAAUUAAAAAAUCCGAUUUCGUGUUAAUAAUUUCGAGGCCAUAAAAAAAUAUGAUUAUUAUUAGUAUCACAACGAUUGCAUGGUAUUGUAUUGUAUCGUGGUAGGUACAAUAGCAAUAUACCGAUACAUAAUAAUAAUAUUACAUUUGGGUAGGUAACAUUUUUUUUAAUUUUUUUUUUUUUACACGAUACGUAUAUAAAUGAUAAUAAUUGCGGUACGAAAAAGAGAAAAAACAUUACGAGCGCGUUUUGAUCUUUUUUGAAGUGUAUGCUAUAUAUGUAAUAUACAUCAUACAUCUAGUUGUAUACCUAUGUGAAAAUCGUAAUAAUAUAAAACGGAUUGCAGUGUUGUGCGGAUACCUCGUUUUGCUUCUCGUUUUCCGCGUCAUAUCACAUAUUACAGCGUGUUAUAAUAACCAGUCCGAACUAUACGACGUAAUAUUGAUACAAAACGCCCGUAAACAUGACAUGCACCCCUCGUAUAAUGAUAGCAAUAGUAUUAUUAUUAGCACUGAGGUAAUAAUUAAUUUACGACCGUAUACGAGGUUUCUGGUAUAUUCUAUAAAAUCUUCAGCGUACAAACAGUCAAUAUUUUGAAAAUAAUACGAGAAAAGGGUGAUCAUUUUAUACACGGAGAAACCAUAAUAUAUACUAUUAUAAGAAAUCAUAAAACACUGUACUGGUAUCGUUCUUUUUUGUCAUCAUCUUUCAAGGCUAUUUAGGCCCAUUGCUUCAAAACAAUAUAUUCCUUCCAUUUUUCUCUCUUGAGCUAAUUCACUAAAGACGUCUAAAAACAACUAUACCUAGUGGUUCUAAUUCUUUUUUGAAAUUAUCUAUGUAUCACUACUAUGUUGGCCUUUCUAUCGAUCUUUUCCCCAGAGUUGACCACUUUAGUACAUUAUUUUUUAUUGAUUUUGCGAUUAUUAUGUGACCAAGCAUAACUCAAUCAUUCGUGUCAAAUCGAAUUUCAACUAUUAUAUCUAAUUUUCCGAAAAUUUCCUAAACUUCAAUGUUUGGUCUGAUUUCAUUUUAUCGAGUUUUAUCUUUUUUUUUUGUCCAUAAAAAUUGUUAUUUGUCGAUUUUAUGCUUCAACUACUUUACCAAAAACUGGCCAAUACUAUAUUUAAAACGAAAUGCAUUUUACUAUUUUAAAAGAUGGCAUAUUAGCAUGAUUUGUAAUAAACCAAGUUAGUAUAUUAAUUGUAUUAAUAAGAAAAUUUUAGAUGAGGUCUCGCUCAUCACUAACUUCAUCUGGUCAAGUCAUCCGUAUCGACAUAGCACUCAGCGAAUAAUUUUUAAUUAGUUAACAGCGAUAAUGACGCGUAAGGUUUACGCAUAUUUUCCAAAGACUACCGAAAAACCCUGAUAGCCCCAACUCGCACUAUAGUUACGGAUGUAUUUUCAUCUGACAAACGUCGUGGAAAGUCGUUUUGUCGUGUGUAACUUUUCCCCCAAAAACGAGUACGGAUACUAGGCAGCUAUACCUACCCGUUCAUCAUUGUUGUGAAUAAUCAGAUCGUACCCGACGAAGGCUUAAUCCAACAGCUCUAAUAAAUUUAAAAUUAAUUUCAAACAUACAUUUGACCUAUUCAUGAAAUAGUUUGUAUUAACCAAAUUGCACAAAAGGAGGUGGAAAGUACCCCUCGGACUACAGACUUAAUUAUAAGCAACUCAAUUUAUAAAAUAGAAAACAUGAUUUAUGUUUCAUUUAAAACAACAACAAUAAUAAUGAUACAAAAAUUAACUAAUUAAAAAAUGUAAAAAUAUAUUGUCUGGAUUGUCGUCGGGAGUAAGUACAUAAUUAUGCGUUCGAGACAAGUUCUUCACAUAUUCUUGUCCCAAACACUAUUUUUGCAUUCUGUAAUUCCGUUAAUAUGAAGAUUUGUUCAACAAAAAGUCUUUAUUUAAAAUCUGCAUUUAUAGAAAUCAAAAAUUUUCCCAUUCGAAUCGGGCGAUUCCGUUCGUUUUAUUCAUUUAAAUAACUAUUAUGUUUACUAUUAUUAUUAUUAUUAUUAUUAUUAUUAAAUCUUAAUUUAAAAUACUAGAAAAUUCAAAAUUGAUGUAAUAUCACGCAAAACAUCACCUCUCGGAGAGAAAAAAUAUUACGAUGUUUUAAAAAACACAAGAGUGUAAUAUAAUAUAGAUCGCGUGUCUCCGUUAGCAUCAAAAACUUCAAACUACAACAACUAAUAUCGAAUGUAUUAUAUAUUGUUGAUUGUAUAAUAUUCAUAUUCACUAAAACAAAGAAAUAUAUUCAUUGUCGGUCAACGGUUUUGUGAAAUACAUUUUUAAUGAUAAGUCGGUCGGUUGCUGUCGUUAAAAAUCGGUCUACUUAUAAUUUACAUUAUAGCUAGUCUCGAACUAAUAUAAUGAAAAAAUAUAUUUGUAUACUCAAAUAUAUGGAGAUGUACGCGUUAAUGAUAAAAUGCAAAAAGAAAUGCAUUAAUGGUUUUUUGUUUUUUAAAACACCGUCGGUAUAACUGUAUAAUACAUCAUUAACACAAAUAUGCCAGCUAAUCGUUUUAAAUGAUUGCAGCCUUGUUUAACAAAAAAAAAAAAUUAAAAAAAAAGGGGAGAUUUCUGAAAUAAUUGUUAUUUUUUCGUUAUAAAAAAUUCCAGAGAUUACGAACUGAAUACGUUUUGUAGUGAUUCUGUUAAUUAACAUUUUUGUAUGCACGGCCAAUGUUUGAUUAAAAAUAAAAACGAAAAAUUCUAAAGCCUACAAGUGUUUUUUUUGGCGUUUUGGUGCGUUUCAUCAUUAAAAACCCUUUAGAAAUAAAUCAAAACACCAACCUGAAUUAAAUAAACGUUUACCAUCAAAAUAUACUUUAUUACGAAACUUACAUUGUAUUCUAUUUAAAUUUACUUUUAUAAAAUAAAAACGUUCAAGAUGUUCAAAAACAUAAUAAGAAUUUUUACAUAAUAUAUGUUACAUCAAUAUGAGUAAAUUAUACUUUUCCCGGAUAAUGUAGUCUUACCCAAUGGAAACCGUAAAUAAAAACAAUUUAUUUUAACAUGAAAUGUGAAAUGUCUGAAUAUAGAAUAUGGUUAACAGUUUAUCCAUAGGUUUUUUAUGUAUCCUUCCUUCCCAACUACCAACCUAAAACAGUGGUCGCACCUAACCCCAGAAUCAGUUCUUUUUUUAUUAUUAUUUUUGAACCAUUAUAUUUUUUAAAGAAAAAGAAAUUUAAAUUAUUAAUAAUUUUGCCUUGUUACAUUAAAUUCACACGAAUCACAUUUAAAUACAUUUUUCUUAAAAAUGACCACCCAAUAGACUAACUAAACAAAAUGUGCUUCCGGAUUAGAUGCUACAUUUUAAAUUUGAAACAAGAUUUCUGGUAGAAAAUGUAAAUUUGUCAUUUUGCCCAAUUUUCCCGGUAUUUCUCAAUUGUUUUGAAAAUUACAAGGAAUGUUUAAAAAAAGAUCUCCCGAAUGCACCAAUUAAAUUCAAUAUUUCACAAAAAAGCUCGCUUAUCAUUUUUUGAUCAGAGCAUGAUUUCUGGUAGAAAAGUUGGUAACAGAUAGAAAAAAAAACAUACGUGGCACGGGUAGAUGAGGCAAAUCAAUACAUCUAAUAAAUCUAUAUAUCUCAAUUUUGAAGUGGAAGUGAAAAUCAAAUCCAUGAGAGGGGUGAUAGGGUUCAACCUAGAUUCGCCAUUCGUCCCGGUUCGACCGGGACAGUCCCGGUGUUAUGGUCAUAUCUCGGUGUCCCGGCCGGUUAUUCAGUUUUUCUCGGUUAAUAUAGAGGCUGAGAAUAAACUUAUGAAUAUCACUUGAUCGGGUAAAAGAGGUGUGAAGAAUGAAAAAACAGUACGAGAUGGUGGUCUGUAAAAUGAAUUUUGUAACAAAUUUUACAAAAAAUUUAGGUAUGAUACAACUCUAUUGAAGAAAAUGGAUUCAAAUGAAAAGUAUAAUAAUAAAAAUAGACAAUAAGUAAUGACAGUUGAUGUAUAAAAAAAAUAAAAAUUUUCAAAAAAGGUUUUGAAAAAUGACCCGGUUUGGAGAUUUGAAAACCCGGGAGCCAUAGUUCAACCCCUUCCAUCACAUCGUUGUUUAGAAAUUUAUCACUCGGUAUUACACAAUUAUAUCAAGUUCGGAAAAAUUCAGAGGUUUUAAUUGAAAAAUUGCCAAUAACCCCGUCCCCUUAUUGAACAUUUCUUAUCACGUUCCUGUCCAAAUCCUUCCUUGGUUCAACAGCUUAUGCGUAAUAUAGGUAUAUUUCUUAUUUAGAACACUGAAUAUUUAGAUACCAAAAUAUUCAGAUGUGUAAUUAUAACAGAACAAAUUCUGGUGCUAUUUAUUUAUUUAUUCGAGUAAACGCUGGGUAGGCUCAAGUACAAAAGGUGUAUUAUUUUAUGAAUUAAUAAUAUGGUACAAUACAAUGCAGACAAACUGCAUGACAGUUACGGAAUUAUAGCAACGGAAACCCCAAGAGGAGAAUGGUGAUCCGCGGAUAUCGUCGUUCACAGAUAUCUGCCGCUGGAACAGACCUAGUUCUACCGAACUUUAACUCGUGUGUAUUAUAACGUUCGAGGCAAUAAUAAUAAUUCGAUUCCGAGCGCGCGUUCCCGGUUCGCGCUCGACUGCACAGCCGUAUAAAUUAUAAUAACGCGUAACAUACGCCUGUUAACACGACUGUGCGUGUAUUAUGAUUGUUGUUAUACGCGACGACGACGAAACCCUCGGCGAUUAUACGAACGCACCUAUAACACUCGUAUAUUAUUAUUAUAAUAAUCGUGUACAAAUAAGUUUCGCCCGGCGACGAUGACGGGCCCGGCCGGGGUAUAAUAAAGUAAACCCGUGCAAAAAGUUCGUCUGUCGUGUCGCCGUGACUGCGCUGCGCGGGAUUUAUAAUGGAAAAACUUGAGCCGGUUCGCGCUAGGCAACACAUAAUAUUUAUAUACUAUAUUAUCGGGGGAGUGGGGGAGGGUACGUAUUAUACAUAUUAUGCAUGUAUUUUCGCGUGUGUGUAGGAGGUGUUAUAUAAUAAUAUAUCCGUACACGGGUAAUGACAACGAUAAUAAUCAUAAUAAUAUAUACGAAAACGCGUCCGCGAGAGCUGCUGCGCGGCAGCACUGCAAGUCGCAUUAUUAAACGAUCGCGACGGUUCGAUAGCUGCUGCUGCAGAGCCAAAAGUUCUCGUCGGUGUUGAAAACUCGACAGGCCGCGCGAGGGGACGACUAUGGCGGUGGCCGGUAACCGUGGUAUACGGGCGAGCAUACUAAACAGGUAGGUAUGCUAUACGUGGUAACUGCUCGCCGCUGAUAAAUCGCACACGGACUGCUGCAGAGAAUACCCGACGAAGACGAUGACUACGACGACGACGGCGUGCGUGCAGUAUUAUUAUAUACCUACUACGCCCCCGCGAGAAUUAUAUUAUUAUAUACUGCGGGGAUAGGGAUCAAUGGUUAACGUGAAAGGAAAUGAAACGUAAAUGACCGGAAAUACACCGGUACUUGGACUCGAAAAGCCACUUUCUUUUAACGUAUAUUCGCGAUAAAUAUAUAUAUAUAUAUAUAUAUAUAUAUAUAUAUAUACACCAUUACACAGGUAUACUGAAGUGUCUAUACCCACUAUUUUCCGUAUACUCUGUUUUUGGAUCUUCUCCCGCGGACUACGAUCUCGCGUUUCUCGUCAGAUUUUUAGUUCCGGACGAUCGCGGAUUCUAUAAAAGCUCCGACUGCGACGAAUUAAUAUUAUAUAGCGACCACGUAUAAUUUAAGGAGAACGAAAAAGACGCAAUAACAAUGUCAUAUUAUACUGUCGAUAUUUUCAUUGGCGUCGGCGUUGUGUAUCUACGUCGCCGUAUAAAAAUGUCGCGUUUGGAUAAGAGAAAAGUAACAUAACGCCAUUUUGUUUUUGAGCUGUGCGCGGCGUUUGAAUAUUGCCCUACACUACUCCCCCACUACCCAAACUUAAAAUAUCUCGUCAACGAGUGGAUGGAAAUUAAACAUUUCAAGGCCAAAAUUUGUUCAGUGAUAUAGGAUUUUCAACGAAGGAUACAAUUUAAAAAACAAAAGUGAUUUAUGGUUUCGCCCCCGGAAAUAAGGGUGACAAAAAUAACAUUUUAGAACCGUUUGUUUCUUAAAUUAUCUAAAACAAAAAAAAUGUCGAAAAAGUUAGUACUUAUCGAGAUAACGAAUGUCUUAUCGAGGAUUAAUCACCUGUAUAUUAUAAUUUGACAUUUUGUCGAAAUUUAUAUCAAUACCGUUCGUUCGUACAACGAAGUAAACUGCAAUAUUUCAAACAAUAAUCGGACUCUAUGUUAUAAUAUUAUAUCAUAUUUUACAAAAUCAAAACAAACCCGCCAUUGUAAAAAACCGCUCGACAAAAAUAUCCUUUGUGUAGCGGAAUUAAAUCAAGUGUGAAUAAUAUUGCGAUUUAUUUCUGAAACAAUCACUGUAGUUAAACGAUGGAAAUAUAUUAAUAUUGUAUUUUCGUUUUUACCCCGGUGUAGUGGUUAGGUACUAACAAUCGCAAUAAUGUUUUAUAAUACUUAUACUACAUGGUUGUAAUUUUGAUUUAAAAAACUGAUUUGAUUUUAACUCUACUAGAAUAUGACAUAUAUUUUCUGACUAUUAACACGAUUUGACUGAAGUUCAUGAGAUAAUAAUUUUAAACUCGUGGAAAAAUCAAAAAAUGACUUCCUUAAAGUACCACCCCCGUCAUAUUCCCUUUUAGAAAAAGUGCUAUCAUUGCAAAUCGAAGCAAAAUUGCUGAUAGAAAAGUUGACAACAGAAAAAAAAACAAUAAUAAACUGGUUUUACUUUUUAAUAAAUGUGUGACAAGAAAUCAACUGCUGAACGAUUUAAAAUAAUAAAAUAUUUUUCAACUAUCAGUGAAUUUUUCUAGUUCAAUAUAAUAACAAAAAUAUUAUUAUUAUUAUUAGUAUUAAUAUUUAAUAAAUAAAAAAUGACUCCCCUUCUCCCAAAUAAAAAGGCUUAUGCACUUUUAAGAGGGACUAUAGUCCGCGUAUUACCCCUCAUCAUAUAUGCGUAGAGCGUGUACGUAUGUACAAAAUUAUAACGCAUUUACGUAAUUGCUAUUUUCCUCGCCCGCGAAACAAUAUUAUUAACUUAAACGAGCCUUAUAGCUACAAUGUAUAGCUAUAAUAUGUAGCUUAUAUUCUACAUAUUUAUACUUUUUAUGAGAAAAUUAUUAGUACGAUUAUUAUAUUAUGCAAAUCCGAGGAGGAAAAAGACAUAAUAUAUUAUAUAGUAUGUAAUAUACAUAUACACCAUAAGUGUUUAUACUUUUUUAAAGCACUAUUUGGCACAAAGUAUAAUAUUAAGAUUUCUAAACAGAUAAGAUGACGAACUGCAACGUCUUAGCGGCGAAUGAAAAUAAUUAUUAUCUAUACUAUUUUAAUUAUAAUCCUCAAACCUAUUUUACUUUACACAGUCAUUAUUAAAGCGAAUAGAUACCAGACUGUAAUUUUAUAUCCUUAAGGGUACUGCGCGUGACCUAUUUUUGCCCGAAAACACGGUUUACAGGGCUAACUCGCCUACCUCAUAGAGUAAUCUAAUACAGAUCGUUUUUUUUUUUCUUGAAAAAUAAAGACUUCCUACAAAGUACAUUGGGCUUGGAUUUAAAAAAUUAUAUUUCCUAACGCAAGAAUUAGAGCUUAAAACUUACUUUUGUUCUUUUGUUUUUGUACUUUUGGAUUACAUAAUCAAAAUUUCAAAUCCAAAGAAGUUUAAAACUGUCCUAUUUUCAAAAAAAAAAAAAUAGGCCAUGCGCAGGCCUUUUCAUACAAAAUUAAAGCGGACUAAAUUGGCUGUUAAGAAUUGUUAGAAUUUUUUAAUUAUAAAUUUUAACAAUUUGAUUAGCAAUUAUUAACAAUUUCUAUAAUACACUACAAGCAGCACUCAUAGCGUGUACUUACUUACUCAAUAUCGAACCUAUCAAUAAUUAUUUAAAUCUACGUUUAACGUCCCGUUUUAGAUUAUAUAAUAAUUUUAUAACACUCAUAUGGAUAUAUUUUUUAUAAAACAAUGUCACAAGCAGAAAAACAUUCCGUAUAUAUUCGGUUUUCAAUUAAUAAUACCUCGGUAUUUAUUUGUGGAAUUCACUCGUAUUAUUGUUUUUUUCAAAUUAACACAAAAAAAGUAUUGUUGUAUAAUACAUGAUUUAUUUUGAGUUGAUGAUUUCAAUCGUAUUAUAAUAUUUAUUAUUUUUUUUACAAUUUUUCAUUUCCAUCAACAAACUCUCAUCUGUAAUAUAUACUUGCGUCUGUUUUAUUUGCCUAUCUGUACAACCACAACCCUCCCACCACUGGCCCCACUUUUUGUUACCGAAUCAUCAUUGACUAUUUACAAUAUAAUAAAAAUAUUUCGUUGACGUGAAUAUAAUAUUAUUAUAUACUAUACAAUUAUGAUUUCAUAAAAAUAUUUUAAUAUUUAAAAGUCAAAAAUGUAUAUAUUAAGUGGUCCUCUCGAAAAACUUUGACGUGUUUUUUUAUACUUAUCUAUACUUUUAUGCAAUAACCGUAGGUAAGUCAAUUUGUUUUUGCUAUGUUUGUUGUUGUUUUCACAAUUAUUAUUAUAGUUUUUCCUUCUCCUCGAUCUUGAUCCCGCGCCCAAGUGGGGUCUCCAACUACUCUUGUUUUAACCUUUCGUAUCCCUCACUCUUGUAUAACCUCUAGGCGCUAUUUUUUCUUUGGACUACCUUGACUUUCGUCUACCCGUACUAGAUUUAUCAUCGUUUUACUAUUUCCUCUGCAGCAUGCCCUCAUAUACCCUCUCAAAAAAAAGGUCUGUCUACUCAAAAUUUGAAUAACAAUUUUUGAAAUAAAUAAGAAUUGACUUUCAGAUAAAUUAACGAGUGGUGAACCCGGGGCAAUUGUCUCAAUGAAUGUUUUAUAUCUCAAUAUGAAAUGUGUACAAAAAUAUAUCAUAAUAUGUUCACGCAAAACAGAAAAAUGUGCCUUCAAAGUAAAUUUAAUAUAAAGCAUCUAAAUAAAAUUUUGAUUUUAUAUGAUUUUUAUUAUGAUUCCGUAUGGUAUACCUGAACAAAUUAUUAUAACAUUAUUGUUGCUGCUUAUUUACUGAUAGAAUUUUCCGUACAAUCAUUCUUUACUACCGUGAUUUCUUAUGUUAUAAUAUGACUUAUGCAUAUUAUUAUGAACUCGAUUAGGUUAUGGAACCACGAAAAUAAUAACUAUUUAUAAGUAGUGUGAUACAAUUAUAAUUACACUUGAUACACCUAUUUGAGUUGCGUAUUAUUAUUAACACGUAAUUAUAUCAUAAAACUAAGUGGUUUGAUAUGAUUGUACAGUCUAUGGUGCACUAGAAAAAUCAUAUCGAUUUUAAAAAUAUUAAAAAUUGUAAGCAUGAUGUAGAGUAUUGUGUACAAAUAUUUUGUAAUGUUUUGUGUGUAAAUAUUCUGAAACUUGGCUUUUAACGUGUUGGCAACUAUGAACUCAUUUUCAUAAUAUGGAAUCGUAUUAUAGUUUAAGCCGUUUAAGGAUCAGUCAGUAAAAAUUAACCUUUUUAGGCCACACGCACGGAAUACUGCCAAAAGAGGCAAACAUACUGAAUCGUUCGACAAUAUUUUGAAAAUGACCACAUUAACUUUUUUUCAGUUCUCUAUGUAAAUAUUGAACGCAUUAUCGAAAGUACAAAAACUGAAUCAUUUUAAAAUUAUGUAUAUGUAUUUUUUUUUCCGUGGACAACUUUUCUACCAGCAAUUUUGUUCCGAUUUACAAUGAAAGCAAUUUUUCGAAAAGGAAAUCUGACUACGGGGUACUUUAGGGAGGUUGACUUUUUGAUUUUGACAGAAGUUUUCCCAGUAAAUAGGAAAAACCGGGAAAAUAAGUACAAUAUUGGAUAUAUAUUAUUAAAGAAAAUAUAUAAUGCGUAUGUAAUUAUUUUACAAUAAUAAUUAGAUUGUGUAUAUGAUUGUUGACAAAAGCAAAACAUUCAACUGAACUCUGCUCAGAAUCGUUCUUUCGUUAUCAAUGGUUAUCAGCGCUAAUCACUGCGUACAGAUAUAUAUUAAAUUACCCCUCUACUUUUCCUACUUCUUAUCUACAACAGUGGCGAACCCACGUGCGAAUUAUGUCCGUCAUUAUUUUAUUUUACUUUGAAUUUUUCCUACCUUUCCUUCAUACCUUGAAUUUUUUUUUUGAAACUUUUUUUUAAUAAAAUAUUUCAAAAUAUAAAUAAAUAUUUUUACACCGAUAAAGUAAUUUCACGUAAAUAUUAUUUUUUUUUACUUUUAAUUGGAUAAUAGGAACGUUUUAAACUUUUUGAACCGCUUUUAAAGGUUUUCUCGUUUGUUUCACAGAAAAUCACCAGUAUCACGUUUAGUAGGUAGUAUUAUACUUGUUCGCCACGCUAAACUCUUUGCUCACGCGAUUUCUCGAGAUUUUUUUUCUGCCUCUUUAUUUCGCGAUAGGCAUGACACAAUAUUAUUUUAAUCAAAAGUCUCAUGCAUAUACGUCGUUAUCCGUACCGACCGGUAGACACACGAGUGUUUUUGCCGUGUUUUUUUCGUCAUUUCACGCCACUACCGACGACUCUCGAGACGAAAUUAAAAACACAAAACCGUUUUUUUUUUCAUCAUGUAUACCGUGACAAAAAAUCGACGACAAUCCGUUUUCAAAUAUGAGUUUGGCGGGAAUAACGUUAAAAAAGUUUAUAAUAAUAUAAGUCUUAUAUGAAAUAUGGGGGAUACAUGAUAAUAUACAAAUUAAAGCUUAAUAUGCUAAUAUCAAUAUGCUAUUUACCUUUAUACAAAAUAAUUGUUUUCUCCAAUGAUUUAUAUAUGAACAAGAGUGUAGAACUAUAACAUAAAUGAGUUUUCUAUCAUUGGCUUAAAUCUCAAAGAUCGUACCUCCAAAAUUAUAAAUUCAAUGGAAGGAAAAAUGAUUUUUGUGUUUUAAUCUUGGAUCUAUUAAAAUGGAGUUACGAUCUUUUAUCAAUUUAAAUAUUAAUCUUAUUAUAUUAUAUUUUUUUUUUCAGCUUUUGUCAAUCUAACCGAAUAUUUUAUCAUAUUAUAUUUUAGUUUAUGUUUUUAUAAUACUAUAAUAAUAUGUUUGUAAACGAAUAUAAUUCUGGGCCUCCACGCUAGUAUUAUCACAGUCAGAAACAGUUAUCUUCAAAAGAUAAAAAGUUAAAUAAAUAAAUAGAUAUAAAACAUGGUACUUCCCUCAAAAUAUUUUCGUUAAAAAUAUCACACAGCAAAAAAACACUCUGAAAAAAAUAUCCCUAUUAAAAUUAUCCAGUAUUCAAAAUACCCUCAUUUAAACUGUGGCAUAUAACUCCUGGAGUUUUAAAUGAAAUAACUAUAACAAAAUAUUAAAAUAAUAUAUAAUAUACAAUAUCAUGACAAACGAUAAAUAUUCAUAUUCGAUAUUUUGAGAUUAUACUAUACUCUAUAUCAGUGGUUUUCAAUUUAAAUGCUGCAGCACACUGGUGUGCAGAGAUCUUUUGAACAUUAUUUUUUAUUAAAAGGUCAGUUACAAUGACUGGUCACACGUAUACGAAAAUAGGUAUAUGCAUUUACAAGUUACGGCACAUGUGUCGUAAAAAAUAUUUUUGAAAAACACAGUAUACCGUGUUUAAAAAAAGUUUGAUAACCAUUGCACUAUAUAAACUAUGUAAAAUUAUUUUCAAACAACCGCAAUCGCUAAAUAUUUGAUACCUUCAAAAUUUGGAUUUACAAUCACAGAUUAUUUAUACUGCAUAUCUGUAUUUGAGCGGAUUCUCUGUAGUUUUUGACAUAAAUCAAUAAAGCUGAUACGACUUCGUCAAUUUUAAAGAUAUUUAGUAGCAUAUAGUUUCAAUGAAAUCAUAACAAAGUUAUAUUUACCAAACCAAAAUAUAUGAUCGUAAUAUAUUCAAUAGUCACCUCCAACUCUCUAGUUCUACUAAUUUAGGUCGUCUAACAACUAACAAGGUGGAUCCUCGAAAUACUAGUAUUCAAACGAGCUCUAAAUCUAUCAGCGAAAACGGUUUGGAUUUAUCUCAAACCGUUCUUCCGCUAUCCCGAAUUGUAAUAGUAUUGUAUGUACAUUAUUAUGUAAACAGGAUAUUUUGGAUAGGAAAUAUGUCCAACAAGGAUAUUUUGGCCAUGGGAUAUUUUAAUGCACGGGAUAUUUUGAAAGUGCACCAUGUAUCAUAAUACAUUAUGUCGAUAUUGCCCACGUUAAUCUCAACUAUCGUGACGCGUCGUCCGCCUACACGCAAAAGUACACGUUCUUAUACCUGUAAUAGAGGUGAACGAUAACCUAACGUGGUGUUAUCGGCAUCGUUCGCGCGAAUAAUAAAUCAUAAUUAAUAUAACCCGAACCAAGGUAAUUAUAAUAUAAUAUACAUAUAAUAAUCUCAAAGCUUAUUAUAUAAUAACCCUCUCAGACACAUGUAUAGGUACUUAUACCUAUACUAUUAUAUUUGCAGCAGCACGGGGUAUCUCGAGAGAAAGGAAAAAGGACUAUUAAUAUAAUAUUGAGAGCGAAAGACGCUAUUGCAAAGGCGCGGUGGCCCAUUCAGUCACAAUUCGUCGUCACUUAAUCCGUGUCGAGACGACGAGAGCUUAUAAUAUUCCCCACCGGCUGUUGUUUCUGUUAUAAUACCUAUUAUAUUAUUAUACUAGGUACAUCGUCUCAUUUUGACGGCGGCGUGUAUUUAGAAAUAAUAUUUAUUGAAUUAAAUUAUUUUUACGGCCCACCCGGAUAUUCGUAUUGGCCCACACAUAGCUGUAGUUAAUUCUUUUAUCGGUACGGACGUUGGUGAGUGAGUGGUUAGUAAUAAUAUUAUUAUAAUGGUCUUAGAAUAAUAUAACACGAGUUCGGAUAUAGACGUUAGAUAUGAUGUUUUACGUAUUUUUUUUACCACAAUUAUAGCGGUCCGAUAGAAAACCGAUAGUUUUUACGCUCCAAAUCUAAAAAUUGAUGAUACUGGGGACAGGUGCGCCAUUGUUUUUGUAAGUGAGAAGUCAAUAUGGUAGUAUAUUUACAGUUAUUUAAUUUAUAUCUGUACACAACAACGAUAAACUAUUGCUAAAGAAAAACGAUUCGGAGCACUGUUCGGUUAGACAUAUUUUGAAAUGUCUUAAUUGUUAGGAUUUUUUACAAAAUUUGAUCUUAAAAUGCUUAUGAAAAGAACACUAAUACAUUAAACUCAAAUUUGUAAUUUAGACCGAUUAAGUACGACUUAUAAUGUAUCCUGUAUUAAAUUUUCAAACAUUUCUCUUAAGUCAUAUAGUUUUAAUAACAGAUACCUUUCAAAUAAAAAUACAUAUAAACAACCUAAAAAUAGCUAGAAUAUUUUGAAAAUUUUAAAAAAUUCCACAUCUACAAAAGUCUAACAUAAAUAUUUUCUAAAAACUACAGGUCUCUACAUUAAUUUUUAAUCCAAGAAUAAUAAAAACCCCAAAUGCCGUAUAAUACGCCGUAUUUCUUACGUUUUCUCCCUGUUUUUUUUAAUUAUCAGAAAAACUAUACAGAAAAUCAAACUACUACUUUCUUACUCAAAAACUAGAAAACAUUUUUUUUUUUUUUUUUUUGGAAAAUAUGCUUUUUCCAAAUUUGGAUAAAGAUUUUUAGUAGAAAAGUAUAAACCUUACAAAUAUAUAAUAAUGAAAUCGUUACACCACGUUAUUUGAAAAAAAUUGUAUUUUUCGUUGUUUUUGGUUUUUCUCAAUUAUUAUGAAAACUAAUGUAGAUAUCAAAAAAUGACUUUUUUCGUCAGUGGCUAAAUAAAAAAAAAUUGAUGUCUUAUUAUUUUUCGAUUAGUGUAAUAUUUCUGGUAUAAAACAUAGGUUUUUCGCAAUUAUUUCGAAAACCCCUUGGAAAAUCAAAAAAUAAUCCAUCUUAUGCACCAACUAAACAAAAUUACCAUUCAGAAAAGGUGUUAUAUUUUGUACACCGGAGCAAGAUUUCUUUUCAAAAAGUAGGCGUCCCCUGUUUGUGCCAAUUUAUAAAAUUAAGGAUACUACGUGAGGGUUCAAUUUUUUUUUUUUUUUUUUUUUAGUGUAUAUCGGUAUAACUAAUACGUUUUUUUUUUAAAUAUACGGUGGAAAAUUUCGCUUGGGAGGUAGUCGCCUCUCCUGUCUCCCACUGUACGCUUAAAAAUAUUAUAAUUAUUAUAUUAUUUAUUCGACAGAACCAAUACACCGGCAUAUGAAACCAGGUGGGAGCAAGUGCAACAAGACGUCAAUUCGACCGGUACUUACCAACUAACAGAAACCGAAUUGGUGUUUGGCGCUAAGCUGGCAUGGAGGAAUUCCGCAAGGUGUAUCGGACGAAUUCAAUGGGCUAAAUUGCAGGUUAGUUAUUUUCGUUGUCAUACAUAAAUAUAUUUUUACGUUAUGAACAUUUUUUUGUAUGCGGAACUUAAAAAAAAAUAUGAUUCAAAAACACUGCAAUUCCUGUGAUUCAACGAUAAACUCAAAUAUUCGAGUUGGACGCGGCAUAUAAUGUCUGAAGGACUUUUUGGCCAUAAUAUUUGUGUAAUACUCGCUCGUGAUGUUUUACCCGUAUUAUAUAAAAAAAGUUCCGAGAGCAGUUUUUCGUCGGCAUGCAAUACCGAAGGAAAUAAUAAAAACAUAUUAUUAUUUUUUUGUAAAAUCUGACGAGAAUAGUUUGCGUUUUAAUGAACAGUGUUUACAAAAAAAAAAAAAAAAGGAAUAAUAAUAAUAAUAACGUCACUAAUUAAACUGCACAGAAUUCCUAUAUAUAUAUACACGCCUACACGUAUUGUUUUUAAUAUAAAUACACGCCUCGACUCAUCGGUGUGGUCGUUAGCAUCUAACAUAAUCAUAUUAUAUUCGAUUUUUUUCUCUUUAUUUUAAUUACUCGUUAGUUAUUAUUUAUAUUUUCAUAUUAUCUUAUAAAAUGUUGAUCGUGUGUAUCUAUACGCAUGACAGUUGAGCAGUAAUUAUCAUCCGUUUCACAACCCAUAUAUUUCAGUUACAACCUAACCUAACCUAACAUUACACAUCAACGAUCAACCGCUUAAAGUUGCCGGUGAUUCUGUAGGCUUUACGCAUACUUGGUUCGCACACGGAGACGUAAAUAUAAUAUUAUAUAGAGGAAACCUGUUGUAAAGCAUUCAAAAUCAGCAUUAACUUAUAGUCUAUCGUGAAUUCCGCCUCAUUUCAUUACUCACAGAAAAAAUUGUUUAUGAUUUUAUUUUUCACGUUCACUACCCUCUUCAUAAUGAAUCCAUCCAUGAACAUCUUAUCGAAUCGUAGGCCAGGCUCAUACCUAAUCUCACAUAUGUUUCGAACCUUUUGAUUCGUUGACAAAUACAGUUCACCUAUCUCUCCUUUUUAAUUUACGUUCGUUCAAUACGUUUCCUAUGUAUUUUUUUACUUUCUUAAUCUGUUCUCCAACUAUAAAAUAAACUCCACUGCAAUCACACGCCUUAUAUGCAUAACAAAUGUAUCACUCUUUUAUCGUCUUAAUAGUUCAGCCGUAUUGUUUCGAUUUGGUCAUCCCUAUAUAUUUAUUUAAAACUAUUUUAUAGAAUACCAAAUGUAUCUACAAUGCGCCUACCUUAUUUAUACUUAUUGAAAAAAACUUUGCCAUAAGCCCAAUUAUUAUCAAAAUAAAAGUAAAUAAAUAAAAUAACUACUACUCCAUACCUUUCCAUUAACGCCAAAUAAAUAUUCUUUGGUUAAGAUUAAAAGCUAGAAAAUUAUUAUAUAUAACUAAUAUAAAGUUCAUCGUACAAGUUUUUCUUACCGAUAAAUUAAAUUCAAGCAGAUUUUUAUUUUAUUUGUAUUCUUUAUCAAUAUGAGGCCAUACGAAAAAUGUUUAAUUUUACAGGGCUACGGUAAUAUGAAUUUUGAAUUUGUUGUUGGACGAAGAAGCAAAUAGAUUAGGUUAGGUUUUUAUUAAAUAUAAAUACAUCGUGUCUAUUUAAUAAUAUUAUUAUUAAUUUGCUUAUUUCGUUUUUAGAAUAUUCCAAAACAACAGUGUACAUUAUUAUGCUAUACCUACGGCUGUAAUAUACAAUCACCAAUAUAACGGUUUAAGAAUGUAUCGAUUUUCAUUUUCAGUUUUGCCUAGCUCGUUCUAACUUUUCGUCAUCGUAUUAUAAAUACUAGUUACACUUAGAAACUCUCGUAUUUAUCGGAUUUAUUUGCAAAGCAGCUACACCGGGUCUCGGAAUUUUAUUAUAUUUGUCUUGCAAACGAAUUUACGAGUGCCCGCGGUAUAAUAAUUAAAUACCUACUCGGCAGUGAGUGUUAUUAUUUAAAUGUUGUGUAUUAUUGUUAUGUAAUAUUAUUAAUUGUAAUUCUGCUAACGAUCAUUUAUCUAUAUACGAAUAUUAAAUAGUCUAAUACUACAAUUCGAAUGUUUUUUUAGUAUCUGUUAUCGGUUUGUACGCAAAAUGUUAAUUGCACCGAAUAAACUUUCGAGUUUAUAAAAUGCAAUUCAUCGCAUAAUACAAAUUUAUGAUCGGCCAUUUUGGGUUUAGAUUGUCUAUUUCUCAAAACGGGCUGUUCGAUUUAUUCGGUUUUAAAGCACUGCGUAAUCCAAUCUCUAACUCUUUUUGAUAUAAUUUUUCGUUUAUUUUUUAGAUUCAGAGCCAAGUGAGGAACCUAUUAGUUUAAUUAUAUGAUGUGUGUUAUUUUUGUCUGUAACAACUUUUCGAACAGAAAACUUGCUCCAAUCUAAAGAUGACAAGAUACCUUUUUUAUGGAAUUUUUUACGUUUUGUAUCUAGGUAGUAAGUGCAUUGAAGAAGUAAUUUUUUUGAUUUUCCAAUAGGUUUUCAAAAUGAUUGUAAAAAUCCGAAAAAUUUUGAAAAUCCAAACAUUUUAUCUAGUUGGUACAUUGAGGAUCCGUGUUUUUAUUUUCUAAAGAGUUUUCAUAAUAAUUGGAUAAAACCAGAAACAAAAUUAUAAACUAACAGCAAAUAUUUACGGCAUACGUACGGACGUACUUCCCCCUCCCCCCCAAAAAAAUUAACCAACCAAGUAUUACCUUAGUUAUUGUACAGUUUUCAAUCCUAAGUUAAUAAUGAUAACAGGUAGUAAAUAAAACGUAUCAUAUUUUAUUUUAUUGGUAUAAAUGUUAAUCCGGACACGUUAAUAGUUUACACUACCUAAAAAGAUAUUAUUUUGUUUUAACAUAAAUGUUUUAAAUUUUAUAAGUCUAUGACCGUCACAGAGAAUAUAUUACAUACCUAGUAUAUACUUGUAGGCAUAAUACUAUCGUAAUUUAUGGUAAGGUUGAAAAAAAGAGAUAAAUCAUAAAUCCACAACCGAUCGCGAAACAAUAUGCAAUUACAAGUACAUUAACUUUAUUUGUUAGGUAAUUCAAGUAUUUAAAUAUGUGGUAACCAUAAAAUAUAGUAAAUAUUACCAUAAAAAACGAUUACAGUUAUAAAGUCAUAGUUAUUAUAUCAUUUUAAUUAUUUUAACUAUUAAAAAGUUGAAUUUACUAUAUUUUGUUUAGCUAUCAUUUUUUAGUCAUUUUCUUAGUCAAACAUAUUUGUAGACUUGAAAUUUUGACAGAAAACUAAUAUUUGCCUACCUUUACUAGAUUUGUAGUAACAUUUUUCAACAUAUUCUGAACAUAUUUUUAAACUACAUUUUUUAAUUUUUUUUUUUUUACGUAGUUUUUUGUGGUCGAAAAGUCUCUACAAAUAUUGAUUACUGAAUUACAACAAAAAAAACAAAAUUGAAAAUAAUAAAAGCAUUUUUUUUUUUUUUGUACAUUUUCCUGUUUUUUCUAUAUUUUUUCUGUUUUUCUCAAAUAUUAAACAACCACAGUGAAAAUAAAAAUUAACCUACCAACUAGAUUAAAAGAAGAAUAUUUCUAAUAGGAAACAUAAAUCAUACAAAUUUUAAGUAACGAAAUCAUAAGCUGUACAUUUUUCAUCUUUUAAUCGGUUUUCCACAAUUAUUAUAAAAAAAUCUGGAAAAAUCAAAAAGUGACUUAAUUACUUAACAACUUUAUCCAAAAUUCAACAAAAAAAGUCUUUUGGCAUUUUUUGAUUAAAACAAAUAUUUCUGGCAGAAAACAAAGUUUACAAAAAUUAAAAACAAUGGAAUCGAUAACACCUUAGCACGCCGUAAAUAUUGACCGUUUUACCUAUAACUUUGUUUCCGAUUUUUCCCAAUCAUUUUGAAAAUCAAAAAAUGACCUGUCAAAACACCAACUAGAAAAAAUUACUUUUAAAAAAAAGUGCUACACUCUAUACACCGGAGAAAGAUUAAUUUUAAACCAGUUGUUUACAGACACAAAGGAAAUAAAAAUUAAUACUCGGAAUGGGAGUGGACACUGUUGAAGGUGAAAAUUUGGAAAGGUAGAAUACAUAAGGUUAUUUCAUUUGUAUCUGUAAACAACGAUAAACGAAAGACGAUUGACGGAAGACGAUUCCGAGUGCAGUUCGGUAUUACAUAAUUUUUGCGAUUUUCGUUUAAAUUUAAUUUCAAAACGCUUAUUGAAAAAUGUCGUCCGAUGAUUUUGGAAAUUUUAAUACAUCUAGGUAAGUUCAAUAUAAGUAUUAUUACCAAGUUUCAAAUCUCUACAUGUAUUUAUAACUGAAUAAAAGCAAAAAAACUCCCAAAAAUUUAAAUUCUUUAAAAGCUCAAAAGUUUUGGCGAAUGUAACCGUAAGAAAGCAAAUCAAAAAGGCAACAAAAAAGGUAUCUUGUGUUUUUUUGUUUAAAUCAUUUUUUCUAGUAGAAAACGUCGUUCGUGUUUUUAUAAUUAAUGAAAUCGUGAAACUAUACAUUUCUCUACGUUUUUUCCCACUCAAGUGUUUUUAUUUGAAAAAUGGCUUCGAAAAUCAAGAAAUUACCUAUUUAACGAACCAUUUAGAGAACUUGAUAUUACAUACAAUUUGCUAAACGUAAAAAUUGGAACAAGUUUUCUAGUAAAAAACAUAUCCACAGACUAGAACAAAGAAAAAAGAAAAAAAAAAGAGAUAAACAUCUUAGUAAAACCAAUAGAUCUCUUGUAACGCUCCAAAUCUUAAAAUAGAAUAUAUGUAAUAACUUUUUUUUAAAAUUGUCUUGAAAUCAAAUUUUAAUGGAAAUCAUAAAUAUUACGGCCUUUAAAAACAUGAGUAAACGAACUUCACUCAGAAUCGUUUUUCGUUAGCAAUAGUGUAUCGUUGUUUACAGGUAUAAAUUAAAUAACUUUAUUUAUUCCACCAUACUAACUUUCCACCUACAACAAUGGCAUAUCCAUUAGCAGUAUUAUUUCUUUUAAUAAUUAUAAUAAAUUGUUGGCGUGGAAAAAACUACAAUGAUUGUAAAAAAUAGGCCUUUUAUUAUUUUUUAUCUGUGCGCAACUUUUUUAGGAAAUCGGCGUGGGGCGGUACUUUAGGAGGUCAUUUUUUGAUUUCCUUAAGAGUUUUAUCAUCAAAUGAGAAACGAAAAACCGAAAAAAAAAAAGGGAAAUGUACGAAAUAUAUUACUUAAAUAUUACGAAUUUUCAACAGCAACUUUAUAAUGUUAUAUUAUAUAAUCUGAACUGUGUUGCCACACAGCCACACUUCUACCGGGCUGUAUACAUUUUUGAGGAAAAAAUAAUAUUUAUACUUUAUAGGUGUACAUUUUAACUGUGUUAUACAUACGAGGAAAAUCAAAUACGAUUCAGUAACUUCCGCUAAAAAAUUUUAACGCGUAUUAAAACAAACAAAAAAAUGAUAUAUUUUAAGCAAUUUAUUGACAUAUGAUGUACAAUUUACCCGUGAUCUAUAAGAAAUUGUCGUAUAUGAAACUAUAAUAUCGCAUCUGAUGAGUGUUUUUCGAGAUAAAAAAAAAAUUCCAAUACCACUUACAGAACAAUAACUAUCUUGUACCGUAGUAAUCCAGAAAUAAAAAAAACAUCCGGUUGAAAAGUAUUAUUAUUUUUACUUUAUUGAACAAAAAAAUGCAUUACGAUUUCAAGAUUUCGCCACUUCGAUAUAUUAUAUGUUUAAACAUAUUAUCUAUGAUAGUGUUGUUAGAUUUAUUUUUUUAUAGUUUUGGAAUAACUUUUCUACCAGCAAUCUUACUCCGAAUUUUGUACCAUCUUUCUUGAAAGAAACAUUUUUCUAUAAAAAAUCGUUUUUAAUAAUGGUCUGAUUAUUUUCAGUAAGGUUUUUUGUAGUACCUAAUUCGCUUUAAAAUAAAAUUAUUUGUUCUGAUCUGAAAUUUUCACAAAAUACUUAUAUUUUAAACGUGGUAAUAUGUCAGUGGUCCUCGAAAUAUUUAUGAGCACUUAACAUUUUCUAGUUUUUAAAUUUGUUUUGGUUUUAUGUGAAUAAAUUUGUUUUAGCCUAGCCGAAAAAAUUUAUGAUUUUACACAAGUUCAUCAUAAGUUGUACUUAAUGGUUACAAAACGUUAAGCAUAAAGUAGUAGUUUGUAUAAUUUUUUUUUAAAUUCAAUUAUUGUCCAAAAUCGUAAAUAUCACGGUAUUUCAAAAUAUGAUUAAUCGAACUAUGCUGAAAAUCGUAUUUCAUUAGCUAUAAUUUAUUGUUGUCUACAGAUAUAAAUUAAAUAACUCUAUGUACCCUACCUUCCUAACUUCUCAUCUACCACAGUAGUACAACCAUCAGCAAAAUUAGUUCUUUUUUUAACAACCAAUCUGUAGAAAAUAUAUAAUUUAUUGUGUUUCUCUGCUGUUUUUGAAAUUUUUAGUGUUUUGUGGGAGUGAAAGAAAAUUAUAUGAUUUUUUUAAGAGUUAUUUCUUUAUUAGUGUUUUACUGUUUUAGUUUCACGGCACUAUAUUAGUUGCGAGCAAUUCGACACUAUUCUUAUAGUUCAAUUAUUGUUCGAUAAUUCAAUCAAAUCCAUAUACAUAGUUAGUUUUUUUCUCCUCCUAGCAGUCGUCACUCGUCAGUAUUAUAGUAUUGUGUAGUAUUGUAUAGAUGCAUUUAACAGAAACCUAUAAGAACGAGCUAUUCGAAAGGGAUUCAAAAGAAAACGUUUGGAUAAACCAAUGAUAAGUAGGUCGGUUGUCAGUGCGGUUAUCGCAAGAAAAACGUCUAUAAUCUCAUUCUGACAUAUUAAAAAAUGAAUUUAACUAUACUACGCGACACGUAGAAUGUCGCGAUGUAGUAGAUAUGAGCGAGAAAAAUAUAUUAUUAUUAUGAAUAAACGUUUACAAAAAAUGCAUCGCACGACACUUUUUUCCUAUAUGUUUUGAAAUCAAUUUGCUUAUAUUAUUAUAUACGAUUUCGUGUGACUCCGUUAUUCCUUCGAUUGUUUAAAAAAUCUUGCAAUACGGUUGUGUAAGGUUGAAUUAUAUGUAACCUGGCCAAAAAAUUGUUAUAAACGUUACAGUAACACUUGAGCUUGUGUCAGGUGUUAACAACCAGUUAAAAAUUCUGUUAAGCAAUAAGAGGAGUUCUAAAUCAAACUUUGGCAGAUUAUCUCAUUUUGGAUCAGUGCAAUAGGUGCAUGAAGUUUACAGAUGAUAUAUAUUUAAUAGGAGAAAAUCUAGAAUAAUUUAACAACAGGCUUGAAUGAUAGAGAGUAGGAAAGGGAUUAAGGAUAAGUAUAAAUAAUAUAGAGUGUGAGUUUGGAAGAACAGGACAAGACAGCUAACGACAAUAAGCAGUUAUAGGCGAGGGUCAGAGUUGUAAAAAUACGUAGCUUUCUGGUAAGCUUUCUGGUAGAAAAAGUGUUUACAUAAAAAAAAUAAUAAUACAAAUCCUUAUAAAACUAUUACAUUCUUCGAUACACUCAGAAUCUAAAAUUUAACAAAAUCAUUGUACUUUAGAUUCUAUGAAAAUCGAGGAAUGUAUGGGUUUUUCUGUGUGUUUUUUUGUUUAUGUAAAAAAUUGUUUACCUGAAAUUUGUCUUCAAUUAAAAAUGUAUGGGAACUUUUUUGUAGGAAUUUGAUCUAGUUGGUGCAUUGGAGUGGUCAUUUUUUAUUUUCUUUGCAUUUUUCUUAAAAAAUAAGAAAAACUACCAAUUUGUGUUGUUAAUUUUGUGAAUAUCUGAGUUAUUUUCCAACAAGGAGAAUAAUACGACUAAUAAUACUCUACUCAGAAUCAAUUUUCGUAAAGAUUUAAAUUAAAUUACUCUAUACUUACUCUCUUCGAACUUCCCUCCUCAAACAAUAGUACUCAUUAUCAGUGUCGGACUUGUUUUAAAUUUGAUUAUUAAUUUAUAUGUUAUGGUUCGACCUAAUGCAUAUUAGUACAAGAUAAUGGUUUGCCAAAAUGGGAUGAACCACGAUUGAAUAUAAUAUAAUAUAAAUUCUAAUGGUUACAUCAAUCGACAUAUCUAUUAUUAUAAUCAAGCAACAACUGAUAGUAAUAAAAUAGUCUGUGGGAUCAGCAUAGAUAAUUAUUAUAAACUAUGGGCAGCGUGGUUAAAUCGUUUGAUGUCAAAGUUGUGCCGCGUUAUGAUUUACAAGGUAAUGGAAAGUGAAUAAAGCAUAUUAUCCGCAUUACAAAAUAUUACAAUAAUUCACAGUCACAGUUAUCAAACAGCCCAAACGGUAAAUAUGGUUAUACAUUUUUGUACAUUGAGCCGACUACGUAGAAAAUGUGUGUUUAAAAUUUUAAUUCAAGUCUACAGAAUAAAUUUAUCUAAAUAUAACCAACUUCUAUAUCUCCUUAUAUUGUGUACUGCGAAAUAUCAUAAUAGCGGUUACAGCAAUAUAAAAAAUUAUUUCUAUAAACAAAACCAUCGAAAAGCCAUAAAUACGGUUUUAUCUAGUGAAAAGGUAAAUGAUUUUACUAGUGAACAGGUUCUACAUACGAUAGGCACACCGCAGCCGUUUCUUUUUGGUUACAUUAUGACAAUCUACAUUAUUUUUUUAUCUACAAUUUGUAUUUCUUUAAUCUUAAAAUUUUUCUUGCUAUCCGACUACGAAGGGUUAUGAUUUUAGUUGUUUGUAUGUACCAUAUGUAUCACGGACAAUCUUUAUAAAUCUAUAAAGAAAAUUCAGCACAAAAGCGCGUUCCAGUGAGUGGGGUUUCAUUUUGAGGACAGAAACACAUGAGAUAUUAAAUGGAGUGUUUUAAUCGGAGUGCAAAUUUACUCUCUCGCACUAGGUUUUAUAUCAGCCUAUCUAUCUUGAUCCGUUCGGACCGACGACGCCUCUCAGUCCUCGCAUAUUUUGGCAAAUGAAAAAUAUUGUUCUCGUUGCUUAUCUAUAUACAAUUAUGAUAUGACCGUAGCUCGUAGGUUUAUAUCCAAAACCGAAGUAUCCUGGUGAAACCUGGGGAGGUGACAAUCUUAUAUGUAUGCAGUAGUGUAUUGAAGGGUACCUAUACGUGGAUAUAAAACGUAUACCGGGAUCCCUACUUUUGGAUGUACGCGUGUACCUAUAAGAAAACUAGUCCAUUAUGGGUUUACACUAACUAAAAAUUAUUCGUACAUUUUAGCUAUACCCAAGCUUUUAAUAUACCGUCAUCAUAAAACCGUAGAAAAAAAAAAUAAACAAUUAUAUAUUAUUUUAUUAUAAAAUCCGUCCAAAAAGAAAACAGACUGGUUUGCAUAUUUAAAACGUAGAUCUUUAUGUAGCGGAUAUCCUGCAAAAUCUUAUGCUGUCAAAUAACAACUCAUUUUCAUGCAGUAUACAUAUUGAUCCCGAAGAAGUUCUUUAUGCAUUGGCUUAAAAAUCAAGAAAAACGGAUCUUAUUUUGUAUAUGUAUUAACUUAAAUAAAAAUGGUUUAAAUAUGAAGUAUAGUAAUAACUUAUCAGUUUAUUUAUAGCCAUCCAUCCUAAUAGACAUUCCUGAAACCGCCACUGAUUAUACAGCAAUAAAAUCAAACAAAAAUAACAUUAUUAGGUUUAAUGGAGUGGAAAACGCAUUUAAUAUUACCCACCCUUAUUAAUAUAUUCGUUUUUUGGUUUUUUUUUUUUUUUUGGUCUAGUGUUUUUUUUUUUUUUUUAUUUCCUCUGAAAAGUAUUUUCAAAAUCAUUAUCUUUUUUUUUUUUUUUAUAUAUACGUCUUUGUAUCUUUACCGUAUUUGCGACUAAUGACAAAUAAUUAUGAGCAUUAAUUAUAUUGACAUUUUCUCCCGUUCGUUAUUGUUCAGGUGUUCGACUGCAGAUCGGUGACCACGACCAGCAACAUGUUUGAAGCGAUUUGCAAUCACAUCAAGUACAGCACGAACAAGGGUAACAUCAGGUCAGUAUAUAUUAUAGACACGAAAGCGAUAAUAAUCAUUUAUUAACAUCGCUCUCUCCGCUCCUCUCAUCUCCGCUCCUUCGACGCAUAAAAUGUCUCAAGAACACGAAUCGCGGUGUUGAACAAACGCAAUAUAUGCGUCUAAUAUAUCAUUAGCAUAUUAAACAUAUUCCGGAACCGCGAAUGCCGUCACGGUUUAUUCUUCGCUCUCUCUUCGAACCCUUUAUCGUUAUACUAUACGCGCCGCCGAAGUUGUUGUUAGUGACGGUGGGCGGUGGUGGCGGUGGGCGGUGGUGGCGGUGUGUAUAAAAUAUAUUAUGAUCGCCGAACGGGGUCCGAAUUCGGCGGGCGCGUUUAAUCAUUCAAUUUGCAUACGCGCCGCGCGGCAGUGCGCUCACCACGAUAAUAAUAUUAUACCUACUUCUUCCACACUUUAUCUCUAUUACACAUAAUGUAUAUAUACAUAUAUAUAUAUAUAUAUAUAUAUAAAUACACAUAUAUACAUGAUAUUAUAAUGGGUGUACCGACGACAGCGCCCGUGACGGUGGCGGUACGCGCGUACGGAAUGAAAUUCUACAGGUUUGAUUAAACCGUCGGCCAUACGGUACCAAUAUCACCUAACCUAACCGAUCGGUCACCGUGCGGGCAUUAAGAACUGAGUAGCACUAACCGCGCGAGUUCCUGUCAACUGCCGCGCAUAUUCCCGUGUCCCGUCGGUUUUCGGAUGUACAAUAACGCGCCGCGUUAAAACAUAUCUUAUUCGGCGACGGCAGCAUUAUGUUCGUAUGUAGGUACAUACACGCAACACUUGUAAAAUAAUAUUUUUUUUUUUUUUUUAUUAGCUAUUGUAAAUUUGUAACGCACUGUCACAUCUAAUGCCACUACGACAGCAAGAAAGGACAUACAAAAAAAAAAAAAAAAAAAAACAUUUAAAAACGCGCACAUAAUAUUCUUAUAUUUUGACAUCAGUAUUUACUAUUUGUAUACGAAGACUAUCAUAAUAUUUGAACAUGAAUAAUUCGGAAUUCGAUGUAUACGCAAAUCAAAUAAACAAUUCUGUGUCUUGAGCUUUUAAAAUUUUAAUCUAAGAUAACGCAAGUGCAUAACCAGAGAAUAUUUUGAUUGUUUAAACCUAAAAGACCCUCUUUCCCUCUCAGUCGUAAUUAAAUCAAAAGUAUAUUAGCUAUGUAUGAUACUAAAUGCUCUAGGUUCUAAUAAAAUAUGUUGUUAGAUGAUUCUAUUUCAUAUUUGAUAAUAUUAUUUAUCAUGAAAAUUUAAAAUAUUAUUUAUUUAGUAUACAAAUAUGGGUAAGCCAUUUAGAAAAAAUUAAGUAAAUAACACUAUAACAGUAAAUAUAUAUAAAUACAAAUUCAGAAUAAAAAUUAAAAACAUAAAAACUACCAAAAAUUAAAGGAGAGUUUAUAUUUUCAUGAAACAUUUAACGUCUUGUAGGUUCAUUUCUCAUGAAAAUAUGUAUUCAUAUAUAUUAAAUAUUUAAUAAUAACAAUACUAAUGGUUAUUGAUUAUUCUCUAUACUGGACAAGAACUAUAAGAGACACCUGGAUUUAGAUCUAAGCCUUAGAUUCCAAGGUGGCCAUAUCUGUAUAUUUUCUGUGUACAAAAAGUUAUAUAAAAAAAAUCUGACACAGGGGACAGAUGCAGCCACUGUAGUAGGUGUGUAGUUGGGAAAGUGAGAUACAUUAAGUUGUUAAAUUUAUACCUAUGACCAACGUUAAACCAUAACUAACGAAAAACGAUUCGGAUCAAAGUUCGUUUCUACAUGUUUUGAAAGGUCGUCGUAAUAUUUACAAUUUUCGUCAAAAUUUAAUUAAAUAAAUCUAAUAUAAUAAAACUAAACAAAUACUACAUUACAUAUAAUUUUUGCGGUUCUUUUUGCCCCUAAAUAUGACUUUUAAUGAACUUCCUGUCAUAUUUUCAAGCAUUUCUAUUUAAUUUAACAAUUUUAUCCACAGAGUACCACCAAAUAAAAAUAACGUAAAAAACUCUCAAAAUUAAAAGGUUUUCAAAAUUUUACUACAUCUAGAGAAAGCAAAUAUAAGUUUUCUGUCAGAAUUUCAAGUUUCUACGAAGAUCUUUAACUGAACUACAACAAAAAAAUUAAAAUAAUAAAACGAAUAUUUUCGUAAAUUUACCAGUAGUUUCCACGUGUUUUUCGGUGUUGCUCCAUAAUUAAAAAAACUACACAGAAAAUCAAAAAAACAACUUUCUUAGUCACCCUCUUGAAUAAAAAUGCAACAAAAAUGGUUUCUUGUAAUUUUUCUAUUGGAGCAAUAUUUAUGUUAGGAAACAUAAGCCGUACAAAUUUUAAAUAAUGAAAUUGUUGAAUGUCUUCGUAAUUUUAAAAUAUUUGUACUUUUCGUUUUUAGAUUCUGAGUGGAACAAGGAAUAUAUUGGUUUUACAAUGAUAUUUAUUUUUUUUUUUUAUUUUUCUGUGAACACUUUUUCUACCAGAAACAUACUCCGAUUAUCAUGUAUAGAACCUUUUUUAAAAGGAAAUGUUCUGUGGGUGUUACUUUAAAAAGGACAUUUUUUUGAAAUUUUCAUUAGUAUUCAAGACAACGAGGAAAAUCUUGGUCUUUAGGUUAAAAAAGAUUGAAAUAUUAAAAUUAAAGUUGUCAUUGACAACCGUUUUUAUUUAUUUUUUGUUAUUAUUAAGUUUUUGUUCUUUUAAUAUUUUUUAAACAAUCAUUAUUGUAAUCAUUUUAACAUAAUAUGACAUAUAUCAUAUAUUAUAUUGUUAACAAAGCAAUACUAUCAACUGAACUCCGCUCAGAAUUGUUUUUUCAUUAGUAAUGGUUUAUCGUUGCUUACAAAUCUACAUUAAAUGCUCGUCUGUAUCCUACCUUCUCAAAUUUACACCUAUAACAGUGCCUGCACCCACAUGCGAAGUAUGUCCGUCCUUUUUUUUUUUUUUUAGUUUUUCCCAUUCAUUAUGAAAUAUACUUUAAAUAUCAAAAAAUGACCUUCUCAAUGCACCAACCAAAAAAAAUUACUUUUCAGAAAAGGUGCUAACUUGAUACUUAAGAGCAAGUUUCUGGUAGAAAAAUUGCUCACAGACACACACAAAAAAAAACACAUUUAUAGUUGUUAAGUUUUGUUUAGCUUUAAUAAAAUGUAUUUAAUAUUUGUCUACCUCAUUUACUAUGCAUUAUACAAAAUAAUAAAAAAGUAAGAAAAAUUUCCACAGCUAUAGAUUGUAUUUCAGAAUAGUAGUAUACCUUAUCUCAUUAUUUUCUAUUGAGCAAAAAAGAUUUGAACCAUAACAAUAAGGUUUAAACCCGAUAAUCUCUAAAACAUUCAACAGAACUUUAUGAGUAACUGAGUCAAAAGCUCUAGAAAAGUCAGUGUAAACGACAUCGACCUGUGAACGCUUUUGAAAGGUAUCAAAUAACCAAUGUAUAAUAAUUUCUUAAAACAACGUUUCUUAUCGUUGAAAUAUCGUUGAAAAAUCAAAAUAAUUCCACUGAUGGCGCUUAACAUUAAUAUUUAACAGCCGAUUUACGCACUAAAUUGCCGGUCAUGUUUAAGGAAACGGCGUGUUUUUAUGAAAUCGACAAUCAACUUGUAUUGUAUCUUAGAUCGCAUCUACAACUGCCGAAAACUUAUUCGUGAUAUACUUAUAAUAUUUUAUAAAUCGGGUAUACGCGUUGGUACGUAUACCUACGAUGCGAUGUAAUUUCCUGCGUUUUCUGCCAUUUCACGGGCUUUUAAUACGGCACGCAUUAUAACGAUAUAUAUUAUAAUAAAUAUAAUAUAUACGACGGGCACAAACUGAGACGCAAAGCAGAAUGAAUUUUGCAUAUAGGAAUACCAAUGAAGACGAAGAACUUUCUAUCGUUAAGACAGUUUUGUUGGUACAAACUUUAAAUUUCUCGCAAUUAUUCCGAACAAAAUGAGCGUAGUAUCCAAAAUUAACCAUUCUUACAGUCAAUCCCGAAAUCGAAACAAUACAUAUUAUUAUAAAUAUAUGGGUAUAUCAAAAAUAAACAUUAUUUUAAAACUUUAAAGUCGUUUAUCUCACUAUAACUAAUAUAAAUAUUUAUACAUUAAGACAUCUAUAUGUAAUAUUGAAAUCAACGUUUAAAAAAAAAGGUUUUUUUUUUUAUUUUAAUCAUUAUUUUUUAUAAACAUUAUAUCAUAAUACUAGUUAACUAUAAAUAGAAUUCGAAUAUAAAUAUUUAAGAACAAAAUAACAAUGACAAAAUUGCUACUACUUUAUACGAGUAUCUAAAAGUAAUAGGAACUGGUUAUUUUCAUUAAUUUUUACAUUUAUAUUACAUUCUAUUUUCAGGAAAUACGAAGGAAUCAAUAAAAUAUUAUGUAAACAUCUUCAUUUUUCAGAAUAUAUUUUAAUUUAAAACACUUCGCGACCCUGAUUUUAAUAUAUAGGUAGACACUAGAAAAUUGCAAUUCUCGCGAAAUUCGUAAGUCUAAAUACUGCAAGUGUAAACGUGAUACGUAAAUAUAGCGAAAAAUAAAUUCAUCAAUCUAAGAAUUUUAAGAUUACUCUUACAAAAGCCGCGUAGACUUUAUUUCCGGUCGCAGUUUACGCAGUUUUUGUGUUUACACAUUUUAACGCGUAAAGUUCCAAAGGCGAAUUGAAAAGUUUCAACAGCAGUCACUUGUAAAGUUUUGAAAGGAUAAGUCUUUACGUUUUUCUCCUACAGCAAACCAUGUAAUGCGGUGAAAAAUAUUUGUCGCGUGUUUUUUUUUUUUCUAUUCAACGAAGACGAUACGACUGUAUUUACAACAUAAACACUUGUUAGUUUGAACCCAGUCAAACGAAAUUAAUUCAAAAAUUGUAUUUUUUCGUCACGUUUUUUUGUUUCCCUCACUUUUAAUACCAACCUCGUUCUAUACGUUGCGAUUUAAAUUUAAUUUGACUCGUUUUCGUUAAAACCAAACGAUCAUUUGAUUUUCGAUCAACUGGGGCUUAUGAAGGUGGUUUAAAUAGUUUUCGAAUUUUAUGAAAGUGAUUUUUUUCUAAAAGUGUCAAUCAAAAUCAAAAUUACAUUCAUUUUAAAUAUUCACUUUAUAAUUUCUAUACCUAAUAAUCUUAACGUAAUAUUUAGAGACCGGAAUUUUAUGCAUCAGAUACCAUGUUCGUACUGAGUUUAUGCUCCAAUAUGAUGAUUUGGAACGUCGGCGUUUCAAAUUUUACAGAUACCAUAAACCAAAUUUAAUUUUGUAGAUAAUUGCAUAUUUGGAGGGUUGGGGUACAUAUUUUUGUACGUAUUAUAAAUGUUUAAAUGUAUAUAUUUUGUACAGUCUUGGUAAAUAAUCAAAUUAUUUCAUUUUUUCAUUUUGGAAAUUACAAUUUUAAAAUACUGGCGAAAAUAAAUGAUUUUGUCAACAUGGUAUAAAAUUUUAUAUUCUAUAUCAGUGGUUACCAUUAUUUAUUAGCUACACUGCAAAUUUGAAAAAUGUUAAUCGUGAUAUACUGGUAGAGUAAUAUAAACUCACGAUGUUUUACUUAUCACGUUUCGUUUAAUAACAUUUUUUUAUACUUAAAUAUGAGUUAUUAUUAGUACUAUUGUCGAUUGUUGUUUACUCUAAUAACUUUCUUGUUAAACUUGACAGUAUAACAUGAUUAAAAUAAAAACUCAAUUAAAUAAUUACUAUUUUUUUUUUUUUUUUUAGUAGUAUAAAUUUAUGAUGCAUAUUUGAGCAUAUUUUUCAAUUUUUUUUUCUUGGCGCAUAUUUUAAACCGUUUGCUUUACAUAUUUGCAACGUAUUUACCACAUUUUUAGUACAUAUAAUUCUGGUCUCUAAUUAUAUUUACAUAUAAACCACGCGUUCUUGUUUUGGAAAAUAUUCAUUUUGGCAAUUUCCAAAAAUUUAUUUUGUCACGUUGACUGCCAAUUUAUAAUUGCACAUCGAGAUUUUCCAAACGCAUUGUCCAAACGAACGAUGGGGUGCUGUACAAAUAUUAUAACUACAAGAACAAAAUAUUAAACGGAGUAUAGAGUGUAUGUUGUAAAACAUUUGUUUUCUUUUUUCAAGAAAUAAAAACAACAAUUUUUGAAUAAUUAAACGGAUAUGGUUUCAUCGUCAUUAUAACGCUAUACUAUACUAUACUGUAAAAUGUGUUACGUAUAACCGUCCGUUCAUUAUGCACCAACAAUAUUAAUUUUAAACUUCAACGAUAUUUACGUAAGUAUAGUUCUUUCGGGUAGAGUGUUACGGGAUAUAUUACGUUUAUAAAAUUAAGUUUUCCUUCGAUACGUUAAAAAAUAAUUAUAUUUUUUCCGACAAACUUUUUUAAGAAUAUAAUAUAGAAAUUUGCAAGAAUAUAGUUUCGUUUGUUUUUUUAAUAAAAUACAUAAAUUGCAAUAUGUAUUGCAUAUUUAAUACGUAACUAUAUAUUAUGGUUUUUUAAACUUUAUUUUAUAUUAAUUUUAAAUUGUUUAAUCCGAUGAUUUUUUUUUAGAUUCUAAAUGAAGCGAGAAAUUGGUUGUAUAACCUAUGGGCUCGGAUGAAUAUACAAUUUUUUUUUCUAUAUGUAAAUGAUUUUUUUACAAAAAUUAUUGCUUCAAUCAUCAAAAUCUGGAACGGUUUCUGCAGGCUAGCGCAUUUGUGAAAUAAUUAUUUGAUUUUUCUUGAAGUUUUAUUGAUAGUGGAACAAAUCGGAAUAUAUUCAGUAUUUACGCAAUAACAGUUUCGAUUUUAGAUUUUUUAUUUUUUUGUUGUCAUUCAGUGUUAAAAAAAAAAGAAAUGGUUAAGAUCCAAAACUUUCACCGAAUACUUAUAAUUAGCAUUUUCAAGACGUAUUAAAUUUAAAAAAAACUUACAAAACUUACAAUAAUAUUCUAACGGUAUUAGAGUUAUUAAAAACUAUAUAAUUCUUAAAGUAUUGUGUUGAUCUUAAUGACGAUCAUAAUUGUGUAAAUUAUAUUUAUCAGCAACUCAUAUUCACUCAUAUAAUAAUUUGUUAAAAACACGAACAAUUGAAAUUUGUCUGUGGUUUUAAUAAAAAAAAAAAUUCCAAAUAUGUUAUAACCAAAAUUUACUCAGAAUCGUUUUUCAUUUGCAACUGUGAUUCUUUCUUUUCUUUUUUUUCAGCCCAUAAAACGCGAUAUUUUGAACGUGAUAUUAAAGAAAACAACCAAUCAUACACCUAACAUCGUCUAACCUUACACACGCAUAUAAUUUUAUUCAUCGUGUUUCAGAUCGGCCAUAACCGUGUUUCAACAAAGGACCGAUGGCCGACAUGAUUUCCGCGUUUGGAACGCGCAACUGAUUUCAUACGCCGGAUACAAACAGCCGAACGGCACGAUUGUUGGCGACCCGAUGAACGUGGAAUUUACAGACGUACGUUACAAAAGACUAUGCAUGUAAAUUUAAAAUAAUAACAAAAUUUACGUCGAUCCGUGUGAACCAUACUAUUAAUACCAUAUCGCAUACUCGUCUAAUAUCAGAGGUGGAUAUCUAAAGGACAGUCGGUGAUUCCCCCCCCCCCUUGGAAUUUUCCUUUUUUUAUAUUAGUAUCUAACUAUCAAAAGAUUGUUGUUAAAUUUGCAUUAGUAUAAUAUAGUAACUAUUUUAAAAUAAAUACGAUUAUUUUAAAUAUGAAAUACUUUUCCAUGAACUGUUGAAAUAUAGGAGGACUUGAACAGGAGCGCGCUCAGAAACUUUCGACGGGAAUUGUUAUAAUGUUCUAUCGUCAAUUUUUUCAAUUAAAAUCACCUACAUUUGAAUAUUUUCCGUACUGAUUAGAGUAAUAUAUUUUCAACAAAGAUAAGGGGGUUGAAACCAAUGAACCCCGUUAGAUUUUAAAUUAGCUAAUCCCCCCUACCUGCAAACUGGGAUAUAACCACUACUAUCUGAUAUUUUCCUGUAGGUGCAUACGAAAAUACAAUAAUAAUAUUUACAUGUAACAUAAAAGUUUAGGUUAAUAAUAAUAAAUAAAUAAAUAAUUAAUUAAUAGUUAUAACUUAUAAGCAUAAUGAACACAAUUUUAGCGUAGAUAUUUACCCACCAACAUUUUGAAAAAGAUAUUACAUAUCACAAUUCACUGAUAUCAACUUAGGACAAUAAUUAUAUAAUCUACGCAUAAAAGUACACGAUAUUUAAAAUUCAGGUUCAUUUCUGUGUGAUAGUUAACUCGGACAUUGCCUUUUUAUUUAUAUACAUAUUUAUCGUGUCAUUACACAUUAUGUUCUUAUAUAAUAAUAUACAAUAUUAAAUAUUCAAAAUUCGUUUUUCAGGUGUGCAUAAAACUGGGCUGGCGUGGAAAGGGCACGCGUUGGGAUUUACUGCCUCUGGUGUUGUCGGCUAACGGACACGAUCCGGACUAUUUCGAUUUACCGAGGGAACUUGUUUUGGAAAUUUCACUUGUUCAUCCGUCGUAAGUAUAUAAUAUUAUGUACCUCCAUAAUAAUUUUAGACAUGAUCAGAAUACGUGUAAUGAUUGUAAUGUACAACAGCGGAAAAAUAAAGAAUGCGAUUAUUCGUAUUUUGCGCGUUCGUAUAACCAUAAUAAUUGGGGAAUCCAGAAAUCAAUAAAAUUAAAAGAUAAAAAAAAAAAACAUUUAUUUUCAUAUGUACAGUUUUCCGAGGGAAAAAACACCAAAGUAAAACUAUAUUAAUAAAUUAAUUUUAGCAAUUCGUUUUAACGGUCCAACAAACCCGUAAUCAAGACCUGGUAUGACUACGAAAAUUGACCCCCUAAUAUUUAAGCCCUCCUGACACCAGUAAAAUUUCUCCAGUAAAUAUUAACCCACCGGUAAAAUAUAUCAUGGGGGGUCGAUUUUCACGUUGGUUCUGUUAAUACGUCCAACGAUAAAAAUUUUUAAAUAUAAUUAUAUGAUUUCUUCAGGGAUAAUUAAAAAUGUACAGUAAAAACAAACUAAAAAUGUAAAGUCGAUACUUCGUACGCCGUCGUGUUUUAUUUUCUCAUAUUUUGACGACAUUAAUAUAAUUUAUUGUUAUGUAAAUUUGUGUUCCGAUUAUAAUAUAUAAUACAUUAUGUCGUGCACAUAUGCGAUUGUAGUAAUAUUGUAAUAUACUAUCAAAAACACUAAAAUACAAUUAAUAUUAAUGAAAACCGUACAAAGUGUAAAAGUGCAUUAAGAGUUGAUUAAACGCAUUUGAAAAUGAAAACUAUAAACGUAAACCUGCGAUCGGUUCACGUCUAUACCUUCCGGUGAGAGCUUUCGAGUUUUAACAUUUCAUACAAAUGGUUUUUUUUUUCAAAAUAAAUUUAUCUCAAUAACCAUUACAACAGGUGUGCGUUUCUGCAGACUCAAAUCAUCGGAUGGUCAAACUUUAAAUGUAUACUACCCCUCCUUUUAGUUUUUUCGCCCUGAUUUCAUUUAAUUCGAAAACAUAACACCUAUUAUAUUAUUGUAUUGCAUUAUUAUUUAAUAGUUUCUUCAAUUUUAGAUUCUGAUUGGAAUGAUGAAGCUUAUGGUUUUACAAUGAUAUUGAUUUUUUUUUUGAUUUUUUAUUUUCUGUAGACAAAUUUUCUGUUUUUGCUCCAAUUUUCAAUAAUAGCACUUUUUCUGAAAGAAAAUAAAUAUGAAUAAAUACAUAUUUCGGCCUUUCGAAACAUAUAUAAUCAAACUCCGCUCAGAAUCGUUUUUUGUUAGCAAAGAUUAAUUGUUGUUUACUGAUAUACAUUAAAUUUCACUUUAUGUCAUACCUUACUAAUAAAUAAGAAAAACCAGGAAAAAGUAUGAAAAACAAGAAAAUAGGUACAAUAUUAAACAAAUAUUAUUAAAGAAAAUAUAUAAUGCAUAUGUAAUUAUUUUACCAUAAUAUUAUAUAUAUAUAUGUAAUGGUGACAAAGCAACACUGUCAACUGAACUCCGCUCAGAAUCGUUUUUUCGUUAGCAAUGGUUUAUCGUUGCUUACAAAUGUACAUUAAAUUACCAACCUAUAACAGUAGCUGCACCAGUCCCCAUUAUACUAAAACAGCUUAUUUUAGUUUACUUUAAGGGUGGUUUUUAAGUUUAGAUAUUUUUUUCGGAUAGAUUCAAGACUUUUUCGAAUUCUCAUAUCUCGAUCGCUACCGGUAGUGAUCCGGUCGAACCGUACGGACAUUUUUUGUUUUGUUUUGUUUUUUUUUUAUCACAUAUAUCGCACAUAACGCAAUAUUAUAAUUUAUUAUAAUCACUAUUGUAUUCAAGGUAUUACUCUAUAUCAGGGCUUUAAUCUUAUUUGUUCAACUCAAAAAUACGUUAGUAUAGGAAAACACGCGUUUAAACACUAAACACACAUUGUGCACCUCGGCACGUUUACUAUAAGAAUUAUUGAGUUCAAUUGAAAGAAUAUUAUUAUAGGCAGGUAGAUUAAAAAAACGGAUUUUUUUUUAAUUUAGCAGUUUGAUUAACAACCAAUAAAAAUUCUCGCAUAUAAAUCAAAGAUAAUUUCCUCACAAAACGGAGGCGGGGGGAAUCAGAACAAAAAUUGAUUUUAUUAAUUAGGUAUGUACUAUUUAUACAUUUUUUUUUUCAACGUGAAUAUUUUAUUAUUAAUAUUCUAUCUAAUUCUAUUAAAAUAUAAUCUUCGUUUAUCGGUUUGGACGAUGAAUUUGCAGGAUUUGCAUAAUUUAAUUUUAUGCUCGAAUCUUAAUCACUAUAGGCGUAUACUAACUACUAGCGUUAUGUUGAAAUAGUUGUUAUAAAAUGUUAAUAGGUAUUAAAUGCUAUUCAUUUGGCGUGUAUGAGUUUUAUUAUAACAUUUUUAAUUUUUUAUCCAAUUUCCAAUACGAGCGUUAUUAGUUCAAACUAUAAAAUAUAAAACCUCGUUUAGAUCUCUAGGUGGCUCCCUUAAUCUAACCUACCCUCUAAAGUAUACAAUAAUAAUAACCAAAGGGUCGAUGAAAUUAUUACAUUUUAGUUGAAGAAUUCAAAUCUAAUGUGCUAAACAUAAUCGUUAUCUCAGAUUAAUAUAUACAUUUUUGUGGACAUUUUUUUUUUGGCAACUUAAAAUACAUUCAUCAACAAUAAGUAAUUCUAAAUUUGUGCAUAACAAUUAUUAGCGGUUCCGUAUAAUUAAUUAAUUAACUAAUGACGUACUACUAUAUUUUUUUAUAAAGUUCCUCUGCUCUGCAAAAUUAUUGAAAAUUCGAAAGUUGUUAACUACAAUCUAUGUUCAUAUAAUGAUAUCCAUAAAUUUUUCAGAAAAAAAAAUUUCGUUUAGUGUUAUAUACCAAUCACUCUGAAUCAUUUAUGAAACCCUGGGUUCUUUUUAUAGUUGUUACGUGCUCAUGUCUUUUACGUGCGUUUAAAUGUACGACGUUUUUCGUCUAAGUAUAAGAAAGGUACACGUACGAUAAUAUUUACAAUUAUUGCUCACGUAACAAAAAUAUAAAUUUCGCAUGUACCUACCGCAUUUAUUUGUAAUCAUAUUUGUGUCGUCUUUAUAAUACUCAUAUAUAUAUUCAACAAAUUUAAUACCACAUGGCGUUGAAUAAUAAUUAACAUAACAAAUAUAAUAACGCAGUUAUUAUAUAGCAUUAAUUUUGGUGUUUUUGAAUAGGCUUUUCCGUAUAUUCUGUAAAAAAAUAUUGAGUAGCUAAAUAUGUUUAUUAUUAAAAUAGUAAUGAAGAAACUAUUCAUUUUUGCAUGGCAUACCUUAUUUUAUAUUUUGUGUGAAGAGAGGAAUGUAUUGGUUUUACAAUGGUGAUGUUUUUUUUUCCUAUUUACAACUUUUCCACCAGAAAUUUUGCUCCGAUUUUAAAGUGUACCAUUUAUUCUGAAAGAUAAUUGGAUCGAGGUGGCACUUUAAGGAGGUUAUUUUUUGAUUUUUCAGAGGUUUAAUGGUAAAUAUUACGGCCUUUCAAAACAUAUAUAACCGAACUCCGUUCAGAAUCGUUGUUUGUUAGCAAAGAUUAAUCAUUGCGUACAGAUAAACAUUUAAUUCCCCUUUAUGCCAUACCUUCUCAACUUCUCACCUACAACAGUAGCCCAUCGUACAAAGUACGUAUCUUUUUUGUUGUCGAUUUCCGGGUUGCAUUAUUAAUAGUAAGGAUAAAAAAACGUGAUUAAUACUACUCCGCUCAGAAUCGUUUACCAUUUUCAAUAAUCUUUCGCUUCAUACAAUAUAUAAACUUAAUUAUCUUUUUUCCACCCUUGGAUAUUCUUCGAUGGAUACUCUUGUUAUUGGCUUAUUAGGUUAACGUUUUUCAGUGCCUACCUAUCUAUCCUUAUCUUACUGGAUAACGCAUAGUAACUGCGGAUAAUAUACAAUUAUAUUAUUAUUAUUCAUUAUGUAUGGACGCUAAAUAUAUGGAAACAGUACCAUACAUUUGCAUUAUUAUCAGGCCGUUUCGAUACAUAUAAUAUAAUAUCUCGAUAUAUCAUAUAAUAUCUCGAUCGUCCCGAAACGGUAUUAUAUGAAUAUGAAAUAAUAAUUUCUACUAUACACCGAUGGGACUCGACAUAAAUACUUGUAAUAACGCGGUACGAUUGGUACGUAAUCCCGUCGGUCUGCUACAGUCAGUGUUUUAAGACAAGCAUAUUAUGUUUUGAAAGAUAAAGAUAAAGAUAGAGAGAGAGAGAUACGUGUUUGUUCUUGGUAAUAUUUUCCAACCCCCGAUGAUAUACCUAGCAACUGAAUAUCAUAUUUAACUAAGUAGGUACGUUAAUAUUUUGCAUUUUAUAAAUUAUGAACUGAAUUUUCUUUCCUAAAAUCAUUGGUAGUAGGUACCUUAUAUCAUAGGGGAAAGUGAAAAAAGGAAAAUAAUAAGAAAAUUAUAAUACUUGUAAAUAAAUACAUCUUCAUUUAGUUAUAAAUUAUUUUGUUUGCAACUUUUUAAUAACAUAUUUAUGCGGGUCGAUGAACAUAUUCAUGGUUCAGUGUUUGUCUUCCAUGCAACAGAGAAAAUAUCACUUAGCUCGUUAUAGAAAUUUUUCUAGAAAUUUAAAGCAACGGACAACCUCAAUGUACCUACACAAAUAAUAUAACCUACUCACUAGAAAAAUCGUAUUUGAUAUGACAUUGUUGAUACUAUAGAACAAUAUAUAAAAAUAUAGAAAUGAUACUCGAUCGGCUGAUACGAUAGUAGCACGUCGGUGUUUAUAAUUAUAAUAAUAAUAAUGGGGUCGAUAUGGACGAUGGAUGAUGAACGAAGUAAAAGGAGGUAGUGAUGGGGUGGUACUGUAAUUGGAAAAUCGUUCACGGUGAAUCGGUUAUGCAAAAAUAUGUAAUAUCCAUAAGAUACAAAAAAUGAACAUAUUAUAUAGGUAAUGUGUGCAUAUUAAUAAAAUAGCUAUAUUUAUUAUGAAAUAGUAAAAUAUAAAAUAGAAUUUAAAUUUAUUUUUCUUAAAAAGGAGGGUAAAGCAUUCCAUCUUACACGUCUAUUAAAAUUAUUAGCUCAUCUGAAAUUUGAGUACAAUAUGUCCGCCUAUGAGGUAAGUAUAUAAGUAUAAACAAUUGAUCAUGUUGAAAAUGUCUAAAAUUGUUGAAAAUCGUUAUGCACUUUUUGUAUGUAUUUUUCAAAUUCUACGAUAAAAUUCAAUUCUUCGAUUUUUUUUUCUCCUAUUUUUAUACAUAGAUUCGACUGGUUCUCCGACUUGGGUCUCCGAUGGUAUUGUCUUCCAGCGGUGUCCGGCAUGAUGUUUGACUGUGGAGGAAUCCAAUUCACGGCUUGUCCGUUCAACGGAUGGUACAUGAGUUCCGAAAUCGGAUGUAGGAAUUUGUGUGACCCCCACAGAUACAACGUCUUGGACGUAAGCAUGCUUAACAACAACUACGAUAUUAUAUUAUUUGUGUAUAUACUUUAUAAACAGACUGUUUUUCACGUUUCUUGUCACUUUCAGGAAGUCUUAGAGCGCAUGAAAACCGAAUUGAACGUCUACGGGUUUCUAAAAAAAGACCGCGCUCUUGUCGAAAUCAAUUUGGCUGUUUUGCACAGUUUUCAGGUAAGCCGUAAUUAACAAUAUUUUACAAUAGUACAAUAGUUGUGUAUACAUUACGUCAUAUCAUAUUCGUCGAAUGUUCAUUUGUUUAAUUUGAAUGGUUUUUAGUCGAAUAACGUCACAAUAAUGGACCAUCAUACUGCCUCUGAAUCGUUUAUGAAACACUACGACAAUGAGUUGAGAACGAGAAAAGGAUGUCCGGCGGAUUGGGUGUGGAUCGUCCCCCCGAUUUCCGGUUCCAUCACGCCCGUUUUUCAUCAAGAAAUGGUUAGCUAUGAACUUCAUCCAAUGUACGCUUAUCAGGUAAAUGUUUGUAAAAAUAAAAAUAUCACAAUGUCAUAUUAUUAUUACGUUAACUAACGCACACAAUAAUGGCUAAAUUGAAAUAUAUAUUAUUCAUGUUAACAAACUGAAAAAAAAAAUUAUACUUACUAACUAUACGAGUCGAACCCAGUUUACGGGGAGGUAAGUGCCGAAAUCUAGGAGGCUUAUCGAUACAAAGGGCCCAUUGUGUUAUUUAUGUGGGUAUAUGAAAUGUUCGUUAAAAUAUGUUGUAGUUCAAAUAUCAGGUCUUUACACGAGUAAAUAAUGUCAAUACCAAUGCUAAAUCAAUGGGAAAUAAUAAACUACUACCUAUUUUAGAUUUCUGAUACAAAAUUGGACAAAAAAAGUAUAUAAUAUAUAAAUAUAAAAAUAAUCAAUAUUGAAAUUGUUUAAUAUGACAUAUAAGUGCUGGGGUUAAUCUGGAAUGUAAGAAUUAUGGAGACCCAGUCAAUUAUUUAAAUUUAAUAUUAAAAUUACAUAAUAUUUUCGAAAACGAUAUAUUUAGAUAAAUUAUAAUAAAGCUUUAGGAUAAUAAAAAAAUUCUAGCCCAAGAUAAUGUCGAAUGAAAUAAUUUCGACAUUAUAAAUAUGAACGGCUAAAAAAGUAUAUGUUAUUUGAAGGAACCAGCGUGGAAAACACACGUUUGGAAAAAAGGCCAAAAUCAAGGAAAAUCACUAAAGAAACAGAGACGAAAGUUUCACUUUAAACAAAUCGCCAGGUACGAGUAUCCGUAAAUAAUUAUUGUUAUUUCAUGAGUCAAUAUUGAGUUUUUUUCAUUGUUUCGAAGGGCCGUCAAAUUUACGUCGAAACUGUUUGGACAAGCAUUAUCCCGUCGAAUCAAAGCGACUAUACUGUACGCCACCGAAACGGGAAGAUCGGAAAUGUACGCAAAAAAAUUGGGCGAAAUAUUUGCGCACGCUUUUCACUCGCAGGUAUAUACCUACGUUUGACAGAAAAUUAAUUUAUCAAUGCGAUAUCGCUAAAAUGCCAUCAUUGUUAUCGUCAUGUCUCUAAUAAUAUUCUAAUCAUUAUAUUGCAAUGUCUGCAAUAAUGUUGUUAGUACCUAUGUAUAGGUAUACCAUUAAUAAUUUGUAUAAUAUUAAAUUCAUGCAAAAUAAGGUAAUGAGCAUGGAGGAAUACGACAUGACCAGUAUUGAACACGAGGCGUUGUUGUUGGUCGUGGUAUCGACUUUUGGAAAUGGCGAUCCUCCCGAAAAUGGACAGGUACGACUUGAUUUGGGUAGAAUGAAGGGGGGGAGGGGUAUAAAAUAAAUUAAAUGAAUGUAACUGUUAUUUUUUUAUGUCGCAGGAAUUCGCGCAACAAUUACACUCGAUGAAAAUGGAACACGAAGGCAAUAGUUCCAAUAAAUCUCUUGUCGUCAAAUCUUCGCCUCUCAGGUAAUGUGAUCGAUCUUAUAUUACUCGUUUUAAUUAUAUUCGUAUCGAUAAUAUUUCUUAAUAUUAUUAUUUAAUUUUUUUUUUUAGUUCCGCUUCGUUUAUAAAAGCAAACAGUCUUUCAGAGAGUCAUUAUCUAACCGAAAUGCACGAUUCGAUUAACAGAGAUUCUACGGAUGUCGAUAACUUUGGCCCUCUGGGAAACGUUAGGUAUGUAUUAUGAUAUUAUUAUUUAAAACUAACUCGUUGAAUUAGUAUAGGUACUUGAAUAAAAACAAAAUUAAAACAAAUACCUGCCUAGCUAUUUUAAAAAAUUCGUAACAUUUUAUACAUAACUAAACUGAAAAUUUAUUUAUAUUAAUUUUGUUCUAUUUGUUAUAUUGAAUACUUCGGAAGUUUAGAAUUUGCACAGUUCGUAUUGGAAAUAAUAAUCAUUAUAAACAAAUUACAAAAUACAAAAAUAGUUCUAAUACUGCUUAUUGGUGUGUCUCUGUUGUAUGAGGGAUAUUAAGAAGCUAUAACACAUAGAGUUAAUAUUAAUUAAUUCAUAUUUGUAUGUUGUACUUAUACAACGACAAAUAAUUGCUAACGAAAUACAAUUCUGAGUGAACUUCGAUUGUACGUGUUUUUAAAUGCCAUAAUUUUUUCUAGAUUUUUGUCAAAAUUAAAACUUAAAACAUUUACAAAAAAAAAAAAAUGCUGAUACUCGGCACGGGUGUGCCAUUGUAAUUGAUAAGAAAUUGGGAAGAUAAGAUAUAUUGAGUUAUUUAAUUUAUAUCCGUAAGCAACGAUAAACCAUUAUUAACGAAAAAUGAUCCGGAGUGAAGUUUGGUUAUACACAUUUUGAAAGGCCGUAAUAUUUACAAUUUUUGUCAAAAAUUGAUAUUUAAAUACUCAUAAAAAAAAAAAAUACAAAUUAUUUACGAGUUGGUAAAGUACCAACGCGAUGAAAUUAUCUUUCGAAAAAGGUAUUACAUUUGAUACAUCGGAAUAAUAUUUCUGGUGUAAAUUGUGUACAUAGUAUUUUAAUAAACAGCAUUGUAAAACCAAUAGGUACAUUCCUUCCAUGCUCCGAAUCUAAAAUAAUACCACUAGGCACUAAGUACAAAUUAUAAUGAAAUGUACAAAUAAAGCAUAUAAUAUCAUAGUUAAAUCAAUGCAUUCCUAGAUGCGCUAAGAAUCUAAAAAACAAUAAUGCUACCAACACACAAUACAAUUACACAUAAUAUUAAAAAGCGCAUUUUAAAUUGCAUAGGCAUUAAAAAAAAAACCAAAAUAAUAAUAUUAAUAAACUUACAAAUUAGUUCGUAAAUGUUUUACUCACAAUAUAAAAUGUGUACUUUGCACGGCAAACCUCUACAAAUAAAAUGUUCCAACAUAUUGGUCAAUUAUUUACGUCGAAAUGGAAACCUGUAUAAGAAACUUUCACGUUAUCUACAAUUACGCUUGUACAUAGGACAUCAUACGCAAACAUGAUAAAGAAUAAAUACGUUUAUUGAAUUAAGUAGUAACUUAUUGUUACAGAUUUGCUGUUUUUGGCUUGGGCUCAAGUGCAUACCCGAACUUCUGUGCAUUUGGAUCAUAUGUCGAUAACCUUUUAGGUGAGCUCGGUGGAGAGCGGCUAAUCAAACUCACUAAAGGUGACGAGAUGUGUGGUCAAGAGCAAGCUUUCAAAAAGUGGGCUACCGAUGUUUUUCACGUGAGCAGACUAAAAACAAUCUUAUCGUCAAAAGUAUUUAUUUUACACUUCGAAUUUAUUGCUUUUCAAUGGAAAAGCUUUUGUACUCGAAUCGAACAUGUGUCUGCAUUGUAUAAAAUACGUACAGUGAUCAGCUCUUCGAUAUAAAUCACCGAAACUGUUUUAAAGGGGGGAUGCCACGCGAAUUUAUUUGGAGAAAACUAUAAGAUCCUGUUUUGAACAACUACUUCAGUAUUAUUAUCAUCAGCAUCUAUAAUUAUAUUAUUAUUAUCAUCAUCAUUAUCUAUGCAUGGGGUUGGAAAUGGUUUUUCAAAUUUUUUCCAAUUUUCUAUAAAUUAAAAUUAUUUUUUUAUGUCCACCUUAAUGAUAAGACUUUUUUGCUAAACUACUGUCAUCGGGUAUCGACCCAAUUAAAUAGACGGUUGAAGUUUGACAUUUUAGAUCAAUAAAAAAUUAAACUUACUUCCCAAUAUCGUAUUUCAAUGUUUAAUGUGUGUAUAGAUUUAUUGAAAAAUUGUCUAGGUUAUUUAGGAUGUCAGUUUUUGUAUAAUUAAAAUUUGGUUUGCCCAAUGCAAUAUGGUUAUUUCACAGAUUUUGAAAAAUAAUAUCUGAAUUUUGGAGGUUUUCAUAACUAAAAAUUGAAAAUCAACUAGAAAGCGUGUCAAUAAAUUCAUAUAGACUUUAGAAAUUAAAAUCUGAUAUCAGGGAGAUAUCUAAUUUUCUACCGCUUAUUGGUCUAAAACGUAUGAGGAGUAUAAAUGUCUAAGUGUGUUCCAACACCCUUAGUUCAAAAUAGCUUUUAUAACAUAAUAAUAUUAUUCAAUUAUUGUGUGACAUUUGUUUAGCUUUUGUGUUUCGUUUUUUUUUUUUGAGCUCAGCCACGCUACUAACCCUUAACGAUAAUAUUAUAAUGUUGUGACCUGUGGUUUUAUGCAUACUCAGGUGGCGUGUGAAACCUUCUGUUUGGACAUGGACGAAUCAUUUACCGAGGCAUCGCAAGUACUUCACAACGAAAAACUAUCAUCGUCGACAGUGCGGUUUGUUAACUCCGAACCAGAUGACCUUCGCACGGGUGGGUAUCGUGUGGCUCAGUAUUGUAUUAUAUACCAUAUCGAUCAAUUCGUUUUAUUUACGUGAUUUUAAUAAAUUUGUAUAAUUAUUUUAUUUUCCAGCAUACGCACAGUACCACAACAAAAGAGUGUGCACGUGCCGAUUGGCAGACAAACAGAACUUGAUGAUCAACAGCGGAGAUAGCAAGAGCGAUCGAGUGACCCUGUGGCUGGAGAUCGAUGUGGACGAAUGGGCACAAUCAGAGAAGAUCAUGUACCGACCCGGUGACCACGUGGGAAUGUUUGCGAUCAACCGAAAAGAACUGGUGUCUGCCAUUAUCCCGUACUUACAAUGUGAUCAGGAUCCCGACGAACCCAUGGAACUACAAAUGCUCAAAGAAAAACACACGUCUACUGGUAAAUAAUCUAUAUAUUUUGCCAUUGACGAAAAUAUUUUAUAAUAAAUAUUGUAAUCCAAAUAACUGCAUUUGUCGUUUUGUUUUUAGUAAAAAGUAUUCUUCAUAUUCACCUUUUAUUCACCUCUGUUCUCUACCGAUUUAAAAUACGCAUAGAGAUAAAUCGAUUUUAUGUAAUACACGAAAACGACUUAUUUAUUUUUUUUUUUUUUAGAUUUCCAAUUCGAGAUAGAGAAAACGUAAAAUUUAAAAUAAAUUGUUGCGAUAGGUAAACGAUGCACAUACUCGUAUGGGCAUCAAAUCGUAAGUUUGAUAUUCAAUUUCCAUAACAUAACAAGAAAACUUACACAAUUAUACGAAAUUCGUUCAAUAGUUGACGACAACUUUACAAUAAUAUUGGAUAAUUAUUCCAAGUUGGAUUUCAAGACGGCAGUCUAACGACUCUUAAAAAGUAGUAAACUCGAUAUCGUCGACUAUAUAAUGUACAAUGUAAAACAAUUCUCGGUGUUUUAUGCAUUCUCGAUCGCACCAGCAGGAAUAUAAUUCUAUUCGUUAGAUAAUUUACGGGCAAUUCUACGAAGCCGCUGUAAACGUAAAGUCAACUACUUAGUAACUGUGGUGAAUUCUCCGCGGUAAUCUCUAAAAAAAAUCUGUCCUUGGAUCGCCAACAUUUCGCGUUUAUAUAUAUAUAUAUUUGUUACUAUUACAGCAAUACCUAUAUAUUUUACUUUUUUUCUUUAUUUUUUUUUAGGAGUCUCUAAAAAUUGGUCACCCCACGAAAAACUACCGAGAUGCUCGUUACGAGAUCUGCUAACACGGUUCUUGGACAUCACUACGCCACCCACCCCAAACAUGUUACAGUUUUUUGCUUCGUGUGCCACUGAUGCGACCGACAAAAAGAAUCUCACAGUAUUAGCAACGGUAUAAAAUAUAUAUUAAAACUUAGGCAAUAAUUUUUUCGGUUUUUCGUUCACUCGUUUACAUAUUUUAUUUUUUCCUCCACCUCCGUCACAUAUGCCAACCACAGGACAGCGCAGCUUACGAAGAUUGGCGUCACUGGAAUCUACCGAAUCUCCUGGAAGUUUUCCGAGAGUUUCCGUCUAUAAAACCGCCGGCCGCCCUAUUGGUCGCACAACUUACUCCGUUGCAACCGAGGUUCUACAGUAUCUCUUCGUCGAGUUUAUUACAUCCACACAAAGUACAUCUCACCGUGGCCGUAGUAACAUACAAAACAAAAGGUACUCAUGGUUGUUCAUAUUUAAUAUUAUCGAUAAUAAAUAACAACAAUACGGUAAGUAAAAAACCAAACAAAAACCAGACCACGGCCCAUGGAUAAACUACUGUACAGUAUAGGUGAGAAGUUUGAAAUGUAUAAAAUACCUAUAAAGUAAAUUUAUAUAUAUAUAUAUAUAUAUAUAUAUAUAUAAAGGCUAUAUAGUUCCCGAAAGUGACGAUAAAUCAUUGUAAUUAAAAGACGAUUCUGAAUGGAAAACUAUUAUGUACUAUAAUGUUAAUCGUGUUUUUCUCCUUAUUAUCAAGGGACCUAACCCAGAAAUCAACAGAAAUAUAGCCAAUAUAUAUUGUUUUUAAAUUGUAUAAAAAUCUUUUGAAAAUCUAAACAUAUUUUUCAAAUAAGAUACCAUCAGGUAAAAAAUUCACAUCUUUUAUGAUAUAGCGUAAAAAAAUUGAAACAUAUUAACUAAUCCAAAAAUUAUUUUCCGAGAAAAACACACACAUACAUCCCAGUAAAACUAAUAGGUACUUUGUUUCACUUAGGAUCUAAAAAAUAACAAAAUAUGCGUAGAAAAUAAAUAUAAAGUAUAUGAAUAAUGAAAAUAAUUAUUUGUAGGUAUACAAAGUCACGAGUAUAUAAUUGACUAUGGAUAUUUUUUUUUGGUAAAAUAAUAUCGUAAAGAAGUUAUGGUUCACAGCUUGAUUAUUUAUUUAUUGUACUUUUUAUUCUUAUACUUUCAAUACACUUUGUUUAAUAUUCCCAUUCGAUGAAUUUGGUUUUUUUUCAAGGUGGAAAAGGAGUGUUGCACUAUGGAGUUUGUUCCAAUUACUUACUGGACGCCAAUAUAAACGACACGCUUUACAUGUUUGUACGGAGGUAAAAAAAAAUCACUGCUAAAGGGAUUGGUGACGGUUUUCCAAAAUUUCUCUAAUAUUGUAAAAUUUGAAACAAUUUGUUUACAUUUUAAUGAUCACAAUGAUAAGAGUUUUCCACUCAUCGAAUGAUCUAUAUUCUAAUCCCAUUUUAGGGGAAUAAGUAAGGUCGAUUUUACAGAUGAAUAUAACGUUUUAUACCGAAAAGCCAUACAAAACAGUAGGAAUUGCGUUGGGUGGAUAUUAAUUUUUAAAACUUAUUAUGAUUCUUUAGGUUAAGUGUAAAAGACAAAAUACUUAAUGUACAUUUUUUUAAAAAAAAUUUGAAAAAUACAAUCAAAUUUGUUAUAUUUCUAUUCUAUUUUAUUCCAAUAUAUCCUAGUAAAUAUCUAAAUAAUAAUAAUCCAGUUUUCAAAAUUGAAACCUAUCAAAUGCUGUUCCUACAAUUUUAUCUGGUUUUCAGGUUUAAUUCGACACUAAAAUAAACACCGUCACCGGCAAUCCCCUUAAUCACGAACAAUAAUAUUACAUUUUUUUUAUAAGCCUUUAUAUUUAAUAUUAUUGUUAUUAUUUUUUAUUUUUUUUUUUUUUUUUAGUGCACCGAACUUCCAUUUACCCGACGACGUAUCAAAACCGUUAAUACUCGUUGGCCCAGGUACGGGCAUCGCACCAUUCCGAGGAUUUUGGCAGCACAGAUUCGCACAGAAACAAUCGGGCUUCGGUAAACACAACGUGUUACAAAUAAUAAAUCUCGAAAUUACGAUAUUGAAAUAAUUCGUAUAUAUAGUGCACGAUUAUUGGUUUAAUACUUAUUCCCUCCCCCUUUUUCACCCUCAUCCGCAGAGUCGAGAAUGGGCCGGACCAUGCUGUUUUUCGGCUGCCAAUACAAAUCGAUGGAUCUGUACAAAACGGACAAAAUGGAAAUGAUAAAUGAAGGCGUGUUGAACAAGACAUAUUUGGCACUAUCCAGAGAACCCUCAAUUCCAAAGGUACAUAAUAAGUCGAAAACGAUCGCCGACAGAUAGCCGGUCACAAACUGAAAACUUAAAUACUUAAUAUUAUUGUUGUAUUCACAACGCGUGCAUACAAUUAGGUACCUGCAUAAUUUUUUUUUUGUCGUUUCGUAGACUUACGUACAAGACUUGAUGCAAAAAGAAGCCAAAAUGAUUUAUGAAUUAAUAGCCGUGGAACGGGGACAUUUCUACGUAUGCGGCGAUUGUAAAAUGGCGGAAAACGUAUACCAGACCCUCAAGUCGAUAAUUCAAGAACAGACCGGCAUGAAUUCCACUCAAUCCGAUAACUUCAUGUUGGGAUUACGGGUACGUGUUCGAUACCUCGAUUUAUGAGGGCCACCGAAAGAAAACUCGUGGAAAUACUUUUUUUUUUUUAAGCGCUCGUGGUUCUCCGAUCUCACGUUAAUCGCGAUCUUGUGCGCGCGGUGUAAAACUUUCGUCGGAUGUAUUUUUUUUUUUUUGUUAUAUUAUCACACGAGUGAGCAACUAAAAAACAAACGAAAAAAAAACUUAAUCAUUUUUAUAUACGUAACAAGAAGAGAAAUCCGUGUUUAUAUAAUAAUAAUAUAAGCGCUGCCACUGAAAACUAUAUUAUAUCGUAGUGAAAAUUAUUCGAAAAUUCAAAUAUUCCUGACAAAUCUCCUCGGUACCGACGCUUAAACCGCAGAUGUGUUCCUCUCGGGAAAUAAGAACCUAACUACUUUCACGCGAUAUCUUUCAGGCUAUACGUAAAAAACCGUAUAUUAUCCGAUUAUUCCGAUCGGCGAAUUAUUUGUAUAUGAUGAGUCGCUGUACCGAAAAGUAUCCCGAUGGUUGGAAAAGUAAAUAAAUAAAACGGUCGUAGAUAUGUGAAUUUCCGUAAGUACAUACUAUACACCUACGGAUAAUAUAACAACGAUGUAUAUAUGUAGGUAUAUAUACGCAAGUGUCUUAUAUUUUAGAAUAAAAAUGACAUGUAUGCAAAUAUUCUUAUACUUCCGCGAGUAGAUAAUAAUAUCAUAGGUUUAUCAUAUAUGUGUGUAUACAAAACGUAUCGCGUCGGGUAUUAUCGUAAGUAACCGUUUUUCCCUUAUAAAUCGCCAGCCUAUGCAGAAUGACAUUUUUAUCAUGAACCGGCAAUUUUCUUAGAAGAUUUCAAGUGAAUUUCAUUUAUUUGUAUAUUAAUCGAUAUUUAUAUUAAUUGCUGGUAGAAAAGUUGACCACGAAAAAAAAAAAUAAACAUCAUUGUAAAACCAAAACUCCAAAACUCCGCUCAGAAUCUAAAUAAUCUCUCUGUAUAUUUAAUAUGAUUACAUCCUAUAUGGUAUCGAAUGUAUAAAAUCAAGGUACUUAGUUUCACAGGCAAUAAGGUUCGGAAUCAGUAAUUAAAAUGAGAAAAACUUCGAAGGAAACUAUAUUUACUAAAAAUUAGAAAUUUCCGAAAACUAAUUAAACCCUUCCUCCCUCCCAAAGAAAAGUAAAAUAUUACCUUACAUCUUAUGUUUUCUCAAUAAAAAUAAAACCAAACAAUCGGAUUUUCUAUAAUCCAAUAGGUAAUAAAGAAUUUAUUAUUAAUAAAUCUAACUCGAGUUUUUAAAAUGUCAUUAAAAAUAACUCAGUGCCAAUAACCAAAGGAGAUGAAUAAUUUUACUUUUAACAGGAAGGGGGACUCCAGAAAUUCUGCAAUAAGUGGAAACCACCUAAUCGAAUAUAUCAACUGAAUAGUUAUAAAUCAUUUGGUAUAAACCCAACUUUGAUAAAAAAUAAAAAACUCCUAUAAUAUUAUAGGAGUUUCUCUAUAGUUCUCAAUCGCCCGAUUGUUUAUUUUUCUGGCAGAUUUCCGUGCCUCAAUUUCAUAAAUAUUAACGUUAAGAGGAUGCUUUACUCUCAUGUGCUUUCUCAGUUCAACUAACGGACAAUAAAGCAAAAUCUACUUGAUGCAGACUCCGUAGAACUCACCUUAAUUUUGAUUUGAGAGUAAAAGCACAUAUUAUAAAAUUAAUAAAAAACAAUAUUUCAGAGAGCAAGAAAAUACGUUUAUUUUUUGAAAUGUUACAGUCAUUUAAUAACAAUAAAUUAGUUAUUAUUUCCAAACGAUGUAUUGAACGUUAUAUCCGGGAUAGUAAUUAGAAUAAUAGGAAAAACACAUAAUCUCAACUUCCGGAAUAUUAUCCUCUUUUAAUCUUAUAAUACGUAAUUUUACUCUAAAACCAAAAUUAAGGUGAGUUCUACGCAGGCUGCGUAAGAUUUUUCUACAUCGUCCUUUAGUUUGAUUGAGACGACCACGUACGGGUAUAGCGUCCUCUUAACUACUAUAUUCUUAUCCGUUGAUAUCGAUCGUAAUUUCCUUUUAUUAAUUUGUCUUUUAUUUAUUGAAAGUUUGCGGUUCGUCCUAAAAUUGGUUUUGAAUCAGUUAUUAUAUACGACACGUGUGAGCAUUACGGACGGAGACCGUUUGAACGCACUCCAAUUAUUUUAUCGAGUGUUGCGGUACUCGUCGCUUCGUCAUCGGUCAUUUGCCCCAAACAUCUAAAAUAUUUCUCGGCUCAACACCGGAACAACGAUGACGGAAUAACUUUACAAAACAGUGUUUACACGACAUCAUCGUCUUGCCUAUAAUAUAUAUGUACACUCGUGCGUCGCAUUAUUUAUUUAUACUCGGGCCCGUUUAUUUUAUUUUUCAUUUUUCCCGAUCGAUGAAUAUAGGUACCAAUAUAGUAGAAACCAGAGACGUAGCGUGCAUGUAAGCAUUGUAAGCACAGCUUACAAAAAAAAAGGGCUGAUACUGAGGACGGAUGUGGUCACUGUUAUAGGUAGGUAGCUUGGAAGGAGGGAUACAUAAAGUUAUUUAAUUUAUACUUGUAACCAACAAUAAACCAAUGCCAACGAAAAACGAUUAGAAGCGAAGUUCGGUUGUACAUUUUUUUAAAGGCCGUAAUACUUAGGAUUUCGUCAAAAUUUAUAAAAAAAAAAAGUUCUACAUUACACUCAUUUUUUUUUUUUUACCACUAAGUACAACUCAUAAUGAAACUCCUGUAAAAUAUUCAAGCAUUUCUUUUUAGUCUAAUAUUUGUAUCUACAACUCUACUUAUCAAAUAAAAAUUACGUAAAAAUCUCUCAAAAUUUAUAUGUCUAUAAAUAGCUCAAAAAUGGCUCAAAUGUUUUGAAAAUUAUAUUACAUCUAGAAAAAGAAAAAUAAUCUGUCAAAAUUUCAAUCCUCUACGAAUAUUUUUAACCGAAUUACAUUCAAAAAACAGAAUUUUAAAAUAAUAAAAGAACUAUUUCCGUAAAUUGUCUCGUUCUUUCUAUUUUGUGUUUUUGCCCAAUUAUUAAUAAAACUACGGAGAAAUUAAAAAAUGAAUUUUUUACUCACGUACUAUAGAUUAAAAAUGCACCAAAAAAGGUCUUUUGUAAUUUUUCUAUAGGAGCAAUAUUUAUGGUAAACAUUUUAAACAAUUAAUUCAUUGCACCGUAAUUAUUUUAAAAAAAUCGUAUUUUUUGGUUUUUCCCAAUUAUUAUGAAAAUAAUAUUAUUAGAUAUUAAAAACCGACUUCCUUAGAAAGCGUCUAUAUAUUAAGAGAAAUAAAGUUGAUAUUUUGUCAUUUUUUGAUUGGAGCAAUAUUUCUAGUAGAAAACAUCGUGUUUACUAAUUUAAAAUAAUGAAAUCUGUAACGCCGCGGCGCGCCGUAAAUAUUUACUGUUUUACCUAUAAUUUUCUUUCGGGUUUUCCUCAAUUAUUUUAAAAACCCAUUAGAAAAUCAAAAAUGACCUUCUCAAUACAUCAACUAAUUAGUAAUGAUAAUUUCAACUAAAAUUAUCUUUUAAAAAAUGUGCUACACAUGUUACUUCGGAGCAAAUUUUCUGGAAGAAAAGUUGCUCACAGACACAAAAAAAAAUUAAAAAACACAUUAUAAUAAAACCAGUAGAUCCCUCGCUACGACCUGAAUUUAAAAGAAAACUAAUCAUUCAUAAUUUCGUCCUAUAAAAAAAAAAAAAAAACUAUUUCAAAUUUUCAUAAGUUUUGGUUUGUUUAUCGGAUAGUCGAUAAUGUAAUAAUGCAUAUAAUAUAUAUUAUAAUAUUGUAUGAUACCUAUAAUCAACUAUAACUAACCUCCGUAUAAAAUAACUACACUGUUCAUCGUUCGACAAUAUUUUGAUUUUCAGGAUGACAAUCGCUAUCACGAGGACAUAUUUGGCAUUACAUUACGGACGGCCGAAGUACACAACAGCUCGAGGCUAUCCGCCCGAAUACGAAUGGCGUCCGAAACGCUUCCAUAACGUUCAAUUUGGCCUACGAUAGGCAACAUAUUGGCUAAGUCAAUAGCAACAAUCCAAGAGUUUAGGGACAAAAAAUUGUAAAUAUAAUACUAUAUGUAUAAUAACGAUAUAUAUUAUAUACAACUAUCGUAGGUACCUAUACGUAGACGGGUGUAAAAAUAAAAUUAUAUUAUAUUAUAUUAUAAUAUUUCAAUGUUUAUCAUCAAUGGCGGUACUUUCUAAACAAAAUUAUACUCUUUCCGCCACCAGUGUAUACCUACAUAACACAAUAUUACGCCCCAAACCCCGCAAACGUGUACAUAUUAAAUUAUUAUCAUAAUACGAUUUAACUAUAGGAAUACGUAGUUUAUCUGUUUGCAGAGGUGAAAAAAACAAAAAUGUUUUGGAAACGAAUCCGCGUUUUCGCCACGCAUUAAUUAUUAUUGUACAUAGAAAAUGCUCGUGGAGAAAUGUAUAAAAACGCUUCAGGGUUCGUUCUCGCUGGCCAUAAACCCGUACACUCAGACGCUUCCAUGCAUUUCUCAUGCGUUUCGAACAAUACUUCCGCGUAUAAAAUAUUAUAAAUUAUUAACGGCGAUACUAUUAUAUGCACAACGGUUAUAUUCAGUUUCGAUUAAAUAUCGCAACCGAUCGAAAAAGCCUCGUUGCAUAAUAUAACACAGUCGAGGGGCAAAAAACUGAUUUUCAAAACGUUAUAUAAUACAUAAUAUUUACGAGAUCUUUUCACUAUAUUUAAUUCGAAAUUCUAAAACUUGUAUAUAGGUAAUUUUAGAUACUCAGAUACACAGGCAUUAUACAUCAAAAGGAUGAAUUCAAAAUAAUGAGAAAACGAAUAGAGCGAAAAUGAUUGAGUUAAUUUUUGACUAUAAGAAUACGAGUAUAAUUUAUUCCCUAAAUACUACUUUGCCCUAAAGAAAGGGGGAUUUUAGUCUCCUAAAAUUCAGCCAAGCCUCCCCUCAAAUCAAGCCCUCGUCAAGUAAAUACUAAGUAUACAUAAUCAAUUGGACGAGGGUUUAAGCUCUUUCAAAACAUUUAGGCUAUUUGCACCUAUGAAUUCUAUACUACUAUAUAAUAUACGUGUAGUGAAGAUUAUUUAAAUUAUUUUAUUUUAUUUAAUUAAUUCAAAAUAGGUACGAAAAUCUUCGCUAGUUUAAUACAUUUUUUAUCUUAUAGUAUAGUGUACUUUACGUAUAGGUACCUAAAUAACUAUAAAUACCUAUCUGGUAUACAAUUAUUAUUUUAUUUUUUCAAUUUGUAUAAAUAUGUUUUUGAAAACAA
Molecule: messenger RNA, 77720 nt
Organism: Cinara cedri
Lineage: Eukaryota; Metazoa; Arthropoda; Insecta; Hemiptera; Aphididae
Source: the annotation of a GenBank genome assembly